Molecule: messenger RNA, 61683 nt
Organism: Xyrichtys novacula (pearly razorfish)
Lineage: Eukaryota; Metazoa; Chordata; Actinopteri; Labriformes; Labridae
Source: the annotation of a GenBank genome assembly
GGGAAUAUGCCACUCUGUUUCUGGUGGGCUCCUUCUUCCUGUUGGACUACAGCUCCCAAACACCCCUGCAGGCUCAGCUACAGAGCAGAACUAGAGCUGGAGGGAUGUCUGCCAGGGGUGGACUUGGGGGUCAUACAGCUAGGGUACCUUCAGGGGAAGUGACAUCAUCAGAAGGCAGGACGAGGCUCAGGGGACAUAGGAGGUCCAGGGCCCAGAGAAUUAAAAGAGGAUGGGUGUGGAACCAAUUUUUUGUCCUGGAGGAGUACAUGGGAUCAGAACCACAGUAUGUUGGAAAGGUAAGCAGGUUCGCGCACACACUCUCACACACACCCACCCACACACACACACACACACACACACACACACACACACACACACACACACACACACACACACACACACACACACACACUAGCAGUACUCUGUUGGCAAGUGGUAAAUAUUUUAAGUUCAUUAAGAUGUAAUAUUUUAAGUAGAUUCUAUUGAUGUAAUACAUUGUGUACAAAUAACUUUCACAGUCCAGUACAGUAAUUUAGUAUUCAGAAGUAUCUUUAAAUCAAAUCAUUUAAAGUACGUAUGAAGAAGACAUAAGUAAGGAAUUUAAAAGAAAAAAAAAAAGAUUGAACUUAAUAAACAUUCAGUCAGUUGAACACAUGUUUUAAGUAGUGUCACUCAAAAAAUGAUCAACAUAACUUAAAGGUUCUUAUGUGAUCAGAAAAUUUUGAUUAUUUUAUUUAUUAAUUUUGCCAAAAUUUUGAGUUUUCUGGACUUGUUCCGGUUUACAGAGUAGUAUUGGCACAUUUUGUUGUCAUGUGUUGCAAUUCCAAGAUCACAAACACAGAUGCAUGUUGACAUCUCGCCCUUUGUGAGGCCACAGACUGAACAAACUGCACAGUGUUCACAAGAGUGAUCUUAAUUCAUUAUAAAGCUGUACAUACCGAGUAUGUCUGUAGUACACUACAUUUUAUAAAGGUUGUCUGUGAGUGUUCAGUGUUGAGUGGUGGUGAGGCCUGUCAUUAUCAACCCUUCAUAUUACACUUGUGAUGCACUGUAAAGAUGGCAAAUGGAGUCUCACUCUUAUUCAGAAGAAAAAAAAAUUAAACAACUCAAAAUUACUUUGACUUUUUCAUUGUUUAUAACAAACUGAGGUUAAAAUGGUAUGUAGUUAAAAGGAGUUUAACUUCUGCCAUCCUUUCUGUGGUGAUCCUAAAGAGGGAAACUGAAGCAUUACAGCAGAUCCAGCCUAUCUGAGGACAAUAAUGCAUGCUAAUGUAGAAGUUUCAAGCUCAUGCUUGAUGAGUUGAUGAUUGAUUUCCAUCACCGCCCUCUGUAGGUAGUAAUAUUAGAUUACCAUCUGGCUGAUAGUGCUUUAAAUCUUGUUAAAAAGUGAAAUACAUGCAGGCAAUUCAAGACGUCUUUUGUCAAAAUGAGAGGUAAGAGACUGAUUGAUCUUAAAAAAGUGACUGAGCUGUGAGCUCAAUAUAUAAGCAAAAGUGCAUUAAACUUUGGUGCUUUUGUCUUUUACAUGUUCAUUUUUGAAUUUAGUGAAAGGUCUCAGACUGAGUGUACUUGAAGUCGUAUGCAUGUCAACAUUCUUGUUUAAUUUUGUUAUACUUAGCACAAAUUAAGAAAACUGAACACAUAAUUAACCUGAAAAGGCAUUCUUUUUCUUUUCUUUUUUUUGAAACAGAGGAAUUAGCUUUAUUGAAGGAAUCAGUAAGUUGUGUCGUAGUUUAGAAAAUGAACAUGGAAAAGAAUGGUGAUAAAACUGAGACGGUGAUUCUACCAUUAAAAAAAAAGAAAGUGAUAUGAUAUUGUUGAUGUAUUUCCCAGCCCUUGUUUCAGUGUUUCUUUGUGUUUUUAUGAAUACAGGCUUUAGUAUAAAAGUAAUCAAAAUGAGUGUGAAUAGUAACUUUGCUUUUAAUCCCUUCAUGACCCCCUCAUGGGGAAUAGAUAAUCAUUAACCUCAUAGAUCUCAGACUAAGUGUUACAUUCCUGAAUCUCAGCAUUUGAUAAGACGGUGGCCUUACCCCUGGGUGUGAACAAAUUGUGCUGUUUGUUCUUUUUGAUGAGACAUCCUCCCGACUGUCAGCUGUGGUGACAGAUUUAUGGUGUGGAUCAGGUUUCCAGCCCUUUAAACCUCUCUUUAUCUUUGACAAGAGUGUUUGUGGGGUUAGUGCAGGCUGAGGUGGGGGGGUUAUCCUGAAGCCUCUCACUCCUCUUUGUUGUGUGAGUCUCCUCAAUCAAUGGCAAUUCACUCUUUAAUUGAAGACAAUAGCAAAGUGGAGGAAGUAAGAAAGUCUGAGAGAUAAAUAACACCCUAAAGACUCUCACUCAGGGCAAGCUUUAGACAACACAAUGUUUCUUAGAUGAUGUUAACUCCUCUCUGAGCCAAGAGUGAUGACUGUGCACGGCCAGGCUCUCCUAGUUUAUCUACGAAGAAACCAAAUGCAUCAAUGUUGACCUGUAGGCUCACACCUAUUGGUUUAACAUGAUGUGAGUAUGAAUGACAUGGCUUUAAAGGAAAUUUUGGUGUUUUUACUGGAUAUUUUGAUUAAUGAUUUUAUACACUUUACAUGUUUAAGUAACUCUUAAGUAAUCUCUUCAAAUGGAGUUAGAUUUUUUUUUUCUGGAUGAAAAAUGAUGUGUUAUUCGGUUACAUUUUUAAUGCUCUACACACAGAGGAACUACUGUUCUAUAGUAAAAACUGAGCUGUGUUGAUUGAACACACUCUUAAAUCCUCUUAACACAAAAUUAAACUAAAUCAAAAGUCAGUUUAGCUGACAGACAUACAGACUUUUGGCUAGGGAGCGACAUCAGAUAUUUUUGCAGCUAUGCUACAGACUCUUUAGUUUUAGUAAAAUGUAUAAUAUUUUAUGGUUGGUGGCGCUUAGCUGGAGGAAAAAAAAGAUGAUAAUUAUUAAUAGAUAAAAUUCUUUAAACAAUGAAAUUAUAAAAUCUGAUGGCAACUUUAAAAUGAAAUUAUGAAAGUGAUGAAAGUAAUUACUUUAAAAAAAUACCGUUUAAAGGCUGGCUUUGUUGUAAUCAGGCCUCCCUUUUUUACUAACAUGAAAAAAAGAACUGCUUUAAUUUGCAAAUAUCUGUUUUCACUUACUUAUAAUACAAUAGACAUCCAUGUUGUUUCCAUCACUAGAUUCUUAAUAAGGUCUGAAUAAGUUCAAAACCCACUGAGGAUCUAUUGUGCAUUGUGAUUUGACAGUAGGACAGCCCAAAGCACAGGCACAGUCACGGCAUAAGUCAGGUCCGCCACGACAACAAGGCAUUCCCAAGCACAUUUUGGUAUUUUGGUGAGCGGCGCAGCCCGGCGUAAGUAUCCCCCCCUCCCUAACUCAGCUCCUCCCAGCGGCGUAAGUCAUAGGGAAGGAGGAGAGAGGGCGUGGAGUGGUUUUAACACAGCCAAGACCUGUAUUGACCAAUAACAUCAGCUCCUCUCCUUGCCUUUCCUAAAUCCGCCACUUUCGAGGGAUCAAGAGAUGUCUGAAGACAGCAAUGCCACACAAUGACGACAGAAGGCAGCUCCUCAACAAGUGUCACUGUAAGCGCUGCAGAGGGCAUCCUUCACACUGUCUCAUAAAAUCACAGAGGGAUUUGGUGUGUGUAAUGUUGGACAAACACCCUUUUCCACAAAGAAAGACACUCACAUAAAGUUGCAAAUAUUUAAACCUCACAUGACAAAGGUGGGUUGUGUGCACAGAUCACAACAUGAAUUCCAAUAAUGACGCAUCGCACUCCAUGGCCUGGCUCUCUCUUUCAUAGGUGUUGGCAUAUAAAAUAAAUUUGGCUCACAAAACUGAAUAUUAUAAUAUUCGUAUGUAGGCUUAAAAUAAAUAACUCAUCUGAUCACUGAAACAAAUCAUCUGUUCAGCUGCUGCAGCAGCAGAUGCGUGCCAAACGUGCUCAUCAGAUCAGAUAUAGAUCAGAAUAAAUCUAUAUAGCUCUAAACGUAUGUGCUGACUCAGAUUAUUAGUUGUUGUUGAUUAUUUAUUGCACUGAAAUGUGCCUGACACUGUGGAAACCUGCCAGUGAAGCAUCGGUGACGUAUGCCGAUACGCCGCUGGUCUACCAAAAUACCUCUAGACCAGCUGCGCUCCGCCUGCACUGAAAGCUGACCAGGUUUGAAUGGGCGAGCUUUCAGCGCACUUUAUACGCCAACGGCGAGCACGAAAAUGUCACUGUACGCUGGGCUCCGCCAGAUGAAAAUACCACUGCGGGGGGUCCGCCACCCUCCACCGCCUCACCGGCGAACACGAAAAUAGAGCCCUUGGUGUUAAAUCAGGAAGGGGAGAAAAAACAAGACCUUCAAAAUUCCUGCAAAGUGAGGCCCUGAAGCUGUCUGUGGUGCUGAAACUUGGAUCUAGAUCCUGAUUAACAGCAGCAGUUUUUGCACCGUCAGCCUUUAGUUGUGGUUACAGCGUACACUCAGCACAUAAUUAGUGUUUUGGGUGAAGUAUGUUUAAUUAGAUAAACCAGUAGUAGCUCUGGUGUUGAUGAGUGUGGUUGGCAUUUGUUUAAUGGACUAAAGGGGUACAUUUCUGCUCCUAAGGUUACAUGCGGAAGUGUUGCUGAACUGCAAAUUGCCACCAGUUUGAUAGUCAGCAGUGUAAAUGCAAACAACAUGAUCAGUUUGCUCUGAUACAUAAGAGGUCUGCAAAUCUUUCAGCCCAGGUCCCCAAAAUAACGGUUCUGAGACUAUGGGCCCUUACUGUUACUUCAGGUGGUUUAAUGUUUCCCACAGCCACUGACACCUAACAGGCCAAUCCAAAACAGAUGCUGGAAUGACACAAAAUGAAAUAGCCAGACAGCCAUUGUAAUUUUAACAGUUAUUAACAUGAAAAACUGAAAGCAGAAUUAAUCUUCAUAUUCAGCCUUUUGUAGUGAUAGAACAUGAGACAAUACAGAUGCAAAUGCACAGGUGGAUCUGUGUGUGCCUGAGUUUCAUAUAAGCUGAAAAUUAAGGAUUUUGAUUCCUAUGGUUUUAUCUUGUGGACCCCUACCACUGAAAACCACUGUCCUACAUUGACAUCUUCUGCUAUCAGUGUUGACAUGUGGUGUGAAUGGGUGAAUUUGACAAGUACUUUAAAAUCAGGUUGAGUAGUAAAUAAGACCAGAAGAGUCUGAUACAAUUACAAGUGUAUUUACCAAGCCCAACAUUUUUAAUUCAACACACCAACAAACUAAGGGUUGAUCCUGUAAUGUUGUCAGUCACUUUAAAUAACAAUCUGAGGUUUUAAGUGACAGGAACCUGAAUGUCCUUGAAAUGGGCACAUUUACCUCCAAGGAUUACGUUAGAGCCUCUACAGACCACUUCAAAUCAGUGCUGAAGCUGUUUCCUGGAGCAAUUCCAAAAACUCCUCAGACCCGAAAUAUAUACAUAAAUGUAACGCUCAGGUUUAAACGUGCCUGACCUGCUUUAUAAACUAUGAGAGUAAUGUUAGACUAUGCAGCCCAUUAAAGUGACUUUAACACCAAUUACUAUGGAGCAUAAAGAUACAUUUAAAAGUUAUUAGUCCAGGAUGCACGUGCUCGGAUGGUCAGACUGGGUAAGCUCAGCUCCUCUCGUGUUCAGCCAGAGAGGUCUGGUGCCCAGGGGCUCGUGAUUAAUCUGCUGUUGGUGCUAAUAGCUGGGACACAGCUUGAUUAUCACCCGAUGAGGCAUGGCUGCGUGGAAAGACGGGGACGGGGGGUGGGGGGUGGGGGUCAGAUGACCUCCUGCCACUAGGAGUUUGACUCAGAGCUUGUAGUGCUAAAACCUUGCGUUCAAUCUAAGCUGCAGGUUUAGAAGAUUAUGACAGAGAGAAGACUUGCUCUGAAAAGAGAGACUGAAUUAAGGCAAGUCAUCAGUGAACCUUAUACCUACAAUAUAGACUUUCUGUAGUGCUGGUCCCCCACAACCCUUCAAACUGAGCUGCAGAAAGCACAAAGUCUCUAAUGUGUAAGUAAAAAAAGAUGUUAGAUUGCAGACUUUGACUAUCUGCGUAGAAAAAUACUCUGCAAGCACAAAUCCCUUUAUUAUUUGUUGGGAAAUAAUAAUAAUAAUAAUAAUAAUAAUAAUAAUAAUAAUAAUAAUAAUAAUAAUAAAAUACAUACAUAAAUAAAUAACACUCAGAAAUAAAGAAAAAUAACUUUUUUUACUGCAAAACAUGGAAAGGCAUGAACUGUAUAGACAAGGUAAAGUCUUACAUUAAUACACAAACUGAUGGUAUGGGGUGAUUCUUAUAUUUUUGUCUAAAUUCAUAGUAGAGCUUUGACCAGGCUCACUCUUUUUGUUGUACGGAUCAUUUAUGCCUUCUAGCUUUUUGCAGACAUGAGAUGGUCAGUGAUGAACUUUACUUGAACUGAACAAACAUCAUCUGUAUCUGCCUGCAUGCUGUGAUACAGCACUGCAGGCUGAAUGUGCACUGAACUUUACCAUGUGCAAUGGGUAGCGCAGAGGAAAGAGGUUGGUUCACUUCAGAGAAAGAUGUUUUACAAAAAGAGGUGAAACGGAUGUACACUUCCACUCCUCAGCUGCUCGUUUGACCCAGAGGAACCCACAGGUGAUCACUCAGGGACAGUUAGUGUAUGUAAACUUAGGGUCAAACAGUCAGACAAUACCGGCCUCAUGGCUGUAUCCAAGUUUUUUCACAGUUACACUGAUGGUAGAGCAAUACAUACAGUAAAUGUGGAAUUAGAAAAACUGACACAGGUGAGAGAUCCCUCACCUGGGUGUGAGGGGUCUCUAAGGAUGUUUUGGGCUAUAUAGAGGCUGUGAUAGCUGUCCAGCUCAUCCAGGAGGGGAGAGGGCAGCUGAUGACGUUCUGGGCUGUGUUGAUGACCCUUUGGGGUGCUUUUUCUGAUAUCUGCUGUGUUACUGGAAAACCACACACACACAUGCAGUAAGUAAGCACAGCCUCUGUGGAGCAGUGGUAGAAGGACACCAGCAGUUUCUGUGUCAUGUGGUUCUUCUUAAGGACUUUCAGGAAGUAGAGUCUCUGCUGGGCCUUCUUAAUCAGCGCUGUGGUGUUUGUGCUCCAGGUCAGGUCCUACUCGAACUGGACUCCAGCAAACCUGAACACUGUGACCCUGAUUGUCUGUUUUUUUUUUUUUUUUUUUCUUUUGUCUUUGUGGUUUUCAGGAGCAGGUAACUGCCCUCGCACCACCCAGCCAGCUGCUUCACCUCGUCCCUGUAUGCUCCCUCAUCCCCCUCAGAAAUGAAACUUACCACUGUUGUGUUGUCUGCAUACGUGAUGGUGUUGCUGAAUUGGGAAAGGGUGUAGUCAUGUGUGUAGAGAGUGUAGUGUAGUGGGCUCAGGACAAAACCCUGUGGGGAGCCAGUUCUGAGACUGAGGGCUGAGGAGGUGUGGGGUCUGACUCCCACUCUCUGGGAGUGGCUCAUCAGGAAGUCCAGGAUCCAGCCGCAAGUCCAUGAUCUGCCAGCUUAGACACCAGUCUAUGGGUGAGUAUGGUGUUAAACGCAGAGCUAAAAGCCACAAAUAGCAGCCUUGCAUAGCUUCCCCACUGCUUUAAGUGGGUCGGAGUAGUAUGGAGAGUUGUGGCUACUGCAUCCACCUCAUGCUCUUCCACUGUGAGGAUGUGGGUGGGAUGCAGCUGCAGCUGGGUGACUCCUUCUCAAAGCUGGAAAAGAAAAGGUUCAGCUCCUCUACCAGUGAGGCAUCACCGUCAGCAGCUGAGAGGUUGCUGGACCUGUAGCUGGUGAUGUGCUGGACCCCCGCCACACUUGCCUUGUGUUGUUGCUGCUGAGCUGGUCCUCUGUUUUUCUGCCUUAAGCAGCUUUGACCUCUCUGAUUUGAUGCCUCUCUUUAGGUUGGCUCUGGCAGCACUGUACUGUGCCCCAUCACCAGACCUGAAAGCAGUGGUGGGCUAACAAUGUUCUGGCUUUUAAGAGACCUUUCUUAAGCUCAAUCAACUUUUAGCUCAAAUUGAGCACGAGUUUUCAUAACAUCCAUGUCAAGUGUGUUAUUUACCCCCCCUGCCCCCCGCCCCACCCCAGCCCCAGCACGUUGGCAGCAUCACCACUUUAGAUACAUAAUUAAUCAGAUCAGCAGCUAUCAGAGACAACAAAGAGAGCAGCAGCCUGUGAUAAGUUAUUCAUGGUGAGCUGGUGGUGCUGAAAAGGCUGAUGUUUGCUUUCCUUUUGGAAAAUGUUGACAUGAUGAGGGGUGAAAUAGGGACAUGUGACUGAUGACCAAUUAGCAAAGAUCUUGGGUGUCAUUUCAAAAUUUACAAAGAACAUUGGUGCAAAUGUGACAUCUUCCAGCAGCUAGCCAGCUCCAGGUUUGAAGCUUUUCAUUCCUUCAGUCAACUUAGUUUCCCUGGAAGCUAAUGUGACAGUAUUUAAACAAAGAGGAUACACAUUAGUAAAUCUCAGUCCUGGUUGACACGUUGCUCUGGUAAAACCUCCAGUUCACAGUUAACCACAUUGUAUACCAUCCCUGCUUUGUGGUUAUGAAAUGAGGAAAAUACUGUAUAUACUAAAAUCAUCAAGAAACUGUCUACAGAGUGAAUAAAUCAGAUGAGAAGUAGGACUGAUUUGUCAAAGACUACUCUGACCCAACUGGUCACUAGAAAGAACACAAAAUAACAUUAAACUCUGACUUUAUGGUUACAUAGACUUAAAAACAGGCAACUGGACUGUGUAGAGUCCAGAGUACACAGUCCAGUUGCCUGUUUUUAAGUCUUCAAGAUAACCAUGACCUGGAUGAAUGAGAAUCUACAUGGACUUAUGGUUACAUACCUUUACAGAAAAAUGUUGGAAACAAUGAUUCUUAACUGAAAAACACAAAGAUUUCGUGGAGUAAAAGAUAAACUAUUGGCUAGUUUCAGUUUGUGCUUAGUUAGGAUGUCUAUCCUGACCGCUGUGAGUCAAAAAACCCAGAACUGUGAUAAAAAAACAAAAAACAAAAAAAACAACUAACUCUUGUUUGAUAACGGCAAAGCUUGUCUUGUUUGAACUGAAGAUAUCUCAAGCAGUGUCAAACCAUCUCUCCAUGGAUCUAUUCUUUAUGCUUAUUUGCCAUCUUCACUAUUUGUCUCUAGUGCAGCCUGUCAGGAUUAGGUGUCAGACAGUGACCUAAUUUAGGAUCUUCCUCUGGAGACUAGCUCUCCCAGAGCCAUUUUGUGUGCUUGGUCAAUGUUGUAUUUUUUAAUUUAAAUCUUUUUUUUUUCUUUUUUUUUUUUUGUUGCAGAAGUUUCUCAGUUGUUUAAAUCUUUUGUUCCUUCUCCGCUGUACCUGGCGUAGACACCUUUGAAUUGAGGUUACGUACAAAUGCAUCUUAAAUAAUGAGCAUAUUGUAAAAAGUCCAAUGUUCUCAAUCAGCUGAAAGAGAAAAUGGUUUAAAGGAACCAAUGAAGCAACAGGAAGCAGCCUCUGCUAUGUUUGUGAAUGUGGUGUGAAUGGGUGAAUAUGAGAUUAGAUGUAAAGCACUUUGAGUGAUCAAAAAACUAGAGAAAGCGCUAUAUAAAAAUAAUCCAUUGACCAUAUUUUAUAUAUUACUUCAUUUUAUAUAUUUACUUUGGGUAAAUUACUAUUCAUAAAGAGUAUGGAAAUGUAGAAAAUGUAACAUGUACAGUAUCUCUUAAUGUGGCGCAGUACAAACAACAAACUACUGACUUGACUGUUGUCUGCAGCUCACCAGAAGAUUUUAGAACACCUAAUGCUUCUAUCUGCAGACAAGCUUUACAGAGAUGGAGGUUUCCUUUUUCAGCAGGACUUAGUUAGCACCUGCCUGCAGCGCUAAAACUCCUGACCAUUAUAUUAGACAGCUUGAUUGUCCACUGGCCUAAGCUGAACAGCAUAAAGACUCUGUUGUGGUAAGGAUUAUUUUCAAACAUUUGAGGUAUCUAGAAAGAUACAACAGAAAGCAGAGAAGUCCUGUGAAUGAAAAUAUCCACCACAGCUUCAAACAGCCCAUGACUCCAGUUUAGUAUUUUCUCAUUAAGCUGCUGUCAUUUGUUGGAGCCUCGUAAUUGUUUGUCUCCCAGCUGGAAGCGUGUGCACCUCAUAUGGCCCUUUGGGGUAAGGACGCAUCACCUCUCUGCCCUCAUUACAUAUGUCUGCCUGACCUUUUCAGUCGCACCUCCGUCUGUCACCGCAGAGCAUGGCGGCUUAAAGAGAAUCACCACUCAGGUCAUCAGCAUUCAUCAGACACAAGCAUCCCUCACUCUUCGCUGUGCAACAGUAUCAGAGUCUGUCUCAGGAGGAAUAUUUCUCUUUCUGUGCAUGUUUGAAUGCUCCAUCAUCCUGCUCCCCUCACUGUAUAGUAUCAAACCAGGAUGCAGUUAUUACUGGGGUAAUCACAGGGUAUCAGGGCAGUCCAGUACUUAGUUUCAACAGAACCAAACACUUGGUCAAAUAUCAGAAGUCAUUUCAGAAAUCACUUUCUGCAGGUUUCUAAAUAGGCACCAACAGCUCCCAUUAUAACUGAAUGUGAUGGGAAUUCUAGAAUCUUAUUAAAGAUUGAGAUGAAGUGAUGUAAGCCAGUGUAAGGAUGAUCAGAUGAGUGUCAGAGCUGCUCGCUGUGAUGAUUUGAAAGAUGAAGAUUUAAUUUGCAGCAGAGAGUCAAACACUGGAAGUAGUGGAAAGUUUGUCUACACAUUUAGCAAACAAUUAUACCGACCAAAAUCUCUGAGGGACAAAAUUUACAGAGCCAGAAACAUUAGGGCUCAGUAGGAGUCAUGUCUGGGACUGACUUUUGGUUUGCUGGGUUGUUUGAUUUGUGGCAGGUUAAAACACUCAAACUACCAAGGCAGUCAUUUUGACUGCUUUGAAAAUUUACUAUGUCAUAACUUUGUUAAAUUAAACCUAUACACCAGUAAUGUACCCUGACGUUUCCCUAAAUGUGGGUAUAUUUUAUUUUAACAUUGUUUUAUCAUAAACAUUUCAAAACACAAAAGAGAUCUGAGUAUUACUACCUCAAAUGACCAGAGCAGUCAAAUUGACAACAUGCUUUUUACUAAGGGUGUUAUAUUUCACUAUUUGUUACAUUUUCCCGCUCUUUCUCCUGCUCUAUUGUUUUUUUUGUACUUUAAGCUCUGUGAAGCUAAAAUCUUGCUAUGACUUACUUUAAACUCAAGAGACUCAAAAUUGACAACGGGAAGAAAAAUGACAAGUAUGGAGGCUUUAGCCUUGCUUCAGUCUUGAUAAGGAGGAAUCCGAUGGAUGAGCAAGUUGAGGGAAUGAUGUGUCUUGGUAUUUUGAGGAAGGUUCUUAAAAGUCUCAUUCAAAUAAUUUUCAUUUUGUGUACUGAUGUGUUUUUAUGUAUUCCACCAAUUUAUUAUGAGUUUUUAUUAUUGAUUAUCCAAAUUGUGUGCAAAUAAAGACUGAGCUGUCAAAAUGACUGCUAUGGUCAUUCUAGUAGUUGCAAAAUUUAGGUAGACCGAGUGUUAAAGGCUACCUUGUCUUUGGAUCAGGUCUGUGGUGCUACGCUGAGGGAAAACCUGGACUCCAAGGCACCGUCCUGGUGGAUGACUUUUUCUUUGUUACUUCAGCUUUAAAAAAAGAUUUUGGUGAGAUGACGUUGGUUUAAAGACCCAAUGCCUUGAAUUUGAGUAAAUCUGCUUUGUUGCUGUGCACUGACCAAAUCGAAAGGGAUUAUCCUUUAACUGAACUGAUUAACCCUGGAAAACACUGAAACAAUGAAUAACAAAGAAGAUCUAAAUGAUAGUUAAGAUGGAAAUGAAACAUGAUGGAAGAGACUAGUUCAGUAGAAGCAUACAUAAACAGGACUUCUGAUGGGCUGGCUGUUUGUCUCUCUCUUUUCCUUAUUUACUUUCAAUCCAGCAUCUCAGUUCCACUAGGUCUUCAUUAAAUAGCAUCAAUAUUCAGCUCCUUAUUCCUCAUCAGUGUUCAGAGCCCACUGGGUCCUGGUCAGUUAGUGGUUAACUUGCACAUCAAUGGACUCCCUCUGGAGAAAUGUAAUGAAUUCACUGUUGGGGAGCCCCAUCUUACUUUGAAAAGUAAGCCAUGUGUUUUCAUCAAGUUUCCACCGCUGGAAAAGGUUCUUCAGAGGGUAAACACAUGUUCAAACUUUUGACAGAGGAAGUGCCGAUGGAAUUUGAAGUUUUUUACAAAGUGUUGUCAUAAGUGUCAUAAGUGGUGUGCAUACUUAAAUGUUGGCUCUUUCAUAGUGUCAUAUAUGUUUCUUGUAGCUCAAAUUGAUGUUUACCCUCAAGUUUGCAGUUUAAUAGUACAUAAGAGAGACAUGCUAAGGACAGAGGACAGAAGCUCAGUUAUUUCAAUUUAGAAUCAUAUGCAUAUUGAUUGCAUAUGAUGUGUGAUCAAGUUAUCAUGAGUGCCAACUUAUUCAUUCAGGGGAUGCAGAAACUAUGCCGCCUGCAUCUUUCACUAUCAGUCUCUCCUCUGUCCAUCUCUCUCUUUCUGCAUCUCCCUCUAUCUCCACUUUAGACUCAAUGCAGUCUCAGCAGAUGACUGUCUAAUAUGAGUCUGGCUCUGCUUAAGGUUUCUACCUGUUAGAGGAAGUUUUUCCUCUCUGCUGUAACUCGAUAAAUGCAGCAAAGUGUUUCACUAAGGUAGUUGAAGAUGGGAUUGGGAUGUGUCUGAUCUUACAAGAUGAGGCUCAAUCUUAUCCCAUCUUUGCAUUCAAUUUUUGUAAAUGGUGUAUGGUCCAGACCAGCAUCUUGAGAACUGGUUAAUAUAUAAAUGAAAAUCGAUUGACAUUUUACAAGCAAGGGUGAGGAGGCUGUGAUUUACUGUAAAUGAUUAGUAAUGUAUAAAAAUUACUCUGUUAAAGAGAGGUCAUGGUCAAUAGAGGUCACGUUUAAAUAAACAAUUCUUCAGAAGGUUUAUGAUAUCAUUCUGAAAAGAAAACAUGCAAAUGGAGUAUGCUAUUAGCACAGAUUAACUGUAGAGCAUACAUCAGAGCUUUGUUGUUAAAUUGAUUUAACACUGUUAGUGUGCUGGUUGAGUAGGGCUAAUGAAUCUUUUAUGCUGUGAAGUGAUACUUAAACUACGCACAUUUCUAUGAAACGAUUGAUUUUCUCUGACUUGAUCUUAUCACAUCAAUAACAGAUGUCAACAUUUAUUAAAUAUGAGAUUUGGUAGACUUGAAGGUAGACUUUGGUUCUCAUGGGUUCCAACUCUGGUUACAAGAAAUAGUAAAGCAUUUGCACUUUGGAUGCCACAGCUGUGGGACUUCUUACCUAAGGAAAUCCUACUGGCAAACUCAGAGUCUUCCUUUAAUCUGUCAAAAAACAUGAAAACAAAACAAACAAAAAAAUCACAGUGUGUUUGAGGGACUGUUGAUGACUUAAAAAAAACAGUCGAUAAGUGAGUCCUUCAAAAUCUGUCCUUUGAUGAGUCAGUGGUAUAUACAGUUUGGAUAGCUCCCUGCUAGGGUCCUGAAAUAAAUCAAUCGCAAGUUGUAACUAUUGCACUCCUAAGGGCUGCUGGAGUUGACUAAACAUCAAUGAGAGUAUCUUUUAGAAGAGAAGUGUUCUAAAAGUUUGUUUCUAUUAUCUCUGGUGAAAUAAUCUGUCCAUUAAAUCUUUUUCUUCUUUUCUUUAUAUCUUUUAAAAAUGUCUUCCAAGUAUUCAGAAAUAUUUAGCCAUGUUUUUGAUUCCCUCCAAAUAUAGCAUCAAACCACCAUGUUUGAUUUACAUACUUAAAAAACAUGAGAACAAAAACAUACAUGUUUGUACUUAUUUUUUAUCAGAAUCCUUUUCUGCUGUAAUCUGCAGUCAGUGCUAGAUAAAAUAAAAACAUAUGCACUUCUUCUGCCUUUUCUUAAACUUUUCUUUCUCCUGCAGCUCCACACAGACCUGGACCAUGGGGACAAUGCAGUCAAGUACACUCUGUCUGGAGAGGGAGCUGGGUCCAUUUUUACCAUCGAUCAAAUAACAGGAGAUAUACAUGCUCUGGUGGGACUGGACAGGUCAGAACUGAUAAUACUAUCAGUCUAUCAGAUACGAUCAGUCUUAAGAAUCUCUACGGUGAUUCAGAGAAAUAACAAUGAAAUCACUUUCUACAUUAAUACGUGGGCUUGUCACUUAGGACUAGUAUGUUUUCAUGAAUAUUGUUGUCUUGCAACAACCUCUAGAACUCCACCUGUUUUGGAAGUCAGGAUUUUUCAUUGCACAUGAUGGCUCUUUGGUAAAAGAGAUUGAUUAACAGAUUGAUUAAAUAUACCAUGUGUUGUGAUGUGGUUGUCCCAAUUCAGAGAGAACUAACCGACCAGAAUUAAGUAUUCAACACAGCCUGGUAACCAGAAAGAAAGCAUUGAUGUGAUCCCUGUGCAAUCCAUCUAUCUUGAGACAGAUGGAAACAUCUGAGAGGCAGGGUACAUCCCAAAAGGUCACCAGUCCAUCAUUGAGCUGACAUGUAGACAGACACCCACUCAGACAUACUCACACCAAUAUGCAAUGUAGAGUAAUCAGUUUACCUUACAAGCAUGUCUUUUAACUGUGGGAGGACGCAAGAGUGCUGUCCCUGUACCGUACACACAAACCGCGGCCUCAAAGCAGAACAGAAACGUCCCCACUGGCCCUUAAACUAGAACCAGAAACCAUCUUGUAGAAGGAAAAGAGUUCUCGCUAUCAUUCAGAUCCUUCUAUGGACAGAUGAUUCAGAUUCAAAGUGUGCCAAGAAGAUAAACUAAUCAAUGGCACAUGAAAAACAGGUGAAGGUAGAUGUCCAAAGUAAAGGACAGAUGUGGGAUUAGAAGCAGCAUGUCUUGUGAUCUAAGUUACAGAGAAAUGGCAAAAUUGUGCAAUAAGCUCAUGGUCCCUACAGGCUACAGACUGAGUCAAUUAUCGACUCCAUCCUUUUUUAACACUCUUCCAGAGCAUCUCCCUCUGACUCUAUGCUAUACUGAUCAAGCCAAAUACUUUUUCAUGACAGCAUUCAUGUGAUACUUCUUACAGGGAGGAAAGGUCCUACUACACACUCAGGGCCCAGGCUGUAGACAUCCACUCAGGCGUCCCUCUGGAGCCAGAGUCUGAGUUCAUCAUCAAGGUGCAGGACAUCAACGACAAUGAGCCACGGUUUCCUGACAGUCCCUACAGCGCCAGUGUCCCUGAGAUGUCUCCCACAGGUUGGAAAAUGGUUUUCUUCAAAUAAACAGUCUGUGGACAAAUUCUAGAAAUAGGAGUUACAUAAUAUAAAACGUCAAGGCAUUGUUAAAUGGUGCUUUUCACUGCAUAAAUAAAUACUAACAGCACUAUACAGACAUUGAGAUUUGUCAUCCUAAAAGAAUCCACAGAGCAAAAACAUAAAAGGGUGGUAUGAGGUGGAUUUUUGCAGAAACUAAAUAAAGAAGUUUAAAUGAAAUUGGACCAGUUGUGCCUCCAGAUCUGACAGAAAAACUCCCCCCAAACUCAAAGGUUACAGCUUUAACAAAUGCCUUAAAUUUGCUAGGUGACUGUUGAUCAGAAAUAGAAGUUUAGCCUUAUCUCUAGUCUUAUCUCUUUUUGAUGUGGUCCAUUGUGUGUUUAUGUUUAAAGGCUUUUGCUGUGAAGUGCUAUAGAUUUGUCUUACUUUUGGUUUCAUGCUUAGUCUGAUCUUGAUGUCUGAAGUUGGAGACAGGGAAGGUAAAAUAAACCCAACCCUGCUUAGUAAACCAGUAUCUUGAUGACAAUAGUGUUUAAUUUCUCCCAGUGUUCCUUUUGACCUUGUCAUGUCCAUGUCCAAGCUCUUUAAUUCUCAGCUUCUACUGCAAAGAUCUCCUCUGAUUUUUCUUUUGUAUUUUGUCAGGAGGUUUCUGCGUGACUCUGACUUCGAACUUUGCCCUCUGGUUCAAUGACUCACUCCCUCAUAACAGAUGGCAAUUUGUCACAAUGUGCCUUGCCCCACUCUUCAUAUCUUAAUUUGAAGGACAUAAGUCUUUGCUAACUGUAUGAUAAGUGACUCUUGAAACGGCAUGGAAUAAAUGUGCAUGUGCAACUUACAACAAGACUCUUUGAAGGCUUAUGGUGGUAGAUGACUGGACUGUAAUCACGUGACCUAUUAGUGAGGUUGGACAUAUACAAACUGCAAGUGAAAGUGGGAUGUUUUGCAAACAUGAAUAAAAAACAGAAUUCAAUGAUAUAAACCGACAUUCCUGGUAUCCCUGUAAGUAUUAAGAUAAGCUUAGGAGGUGAUUAGUUGAGUAGCAGCUUUACUGUAGGGGGUCAGAGACCACCAGCUGGCACACACAAAGUGUUUUGGGUUCAUGCUAGAGGACAGGACCAAAGGUAGAAAGAGACCAGGAAUUCUGUUGGCAGAUCAAACACCUUGGAUUUGUGUCAAAGCAUCUUAGCAUCACAUGUAAGUGAGAUGGUAACAGCCAAUCAACAGAGUACAAGAAUGUAUAGAUCCUUUUCCACCUUUAAUCAAUUGAAUACACUACAAAGACAAAAUAUUAAAUGUACACACUGAUUUUUUUUUAUAUACACUCAUUUUGAAUUCAAUGCCUGCAACACAAAACAAAGCUAUAUGACAUAUUUACAGUGUUUAUAAAAAAGGCUAUGAUGACCAGAGGUGGGCACAGUUAUUAAAAAAUACAACUCUUUGAACCAUCAAUCUGUUAACCUAGACAUGAACUUAAAUAACUGUCAAUCUGCUGAUUCUGUUAAUAAUGAACUAAAUGUGCAGAGUACCAUUGAUCCAAGUCCAGUCAAAAAUGUUACUUAAACACAGUACAUCCAUAAAGAUCCAUAAAUCUGUAAGUGCUGCAUCUUAAUGUAAGUCAAAUAAAAUGAGACACCAUUCUGAGAUAGGUAAAAAUAUUUCCUGACAAUAUAAAGUCUGAAAAUAACCUCCCCAUUCAAAAGAGUGUCCUAAAAAUCAUCGAGCCACAGACAGCUGUCGUUGUCUUCAAGAGUAGUUGAGGUUAGUUUAUGAAUCUAUGCAGCAAUGAGUCAGCGUAACUCUGUCCAAUGUCUUAAAACUGUGAAAACUUUAUUAUGAAUACUAGACAGAGACUUAAAGAGUGCUGCUGUUGCAGCCGACUAUCGGAGAAGAAAGUGCAUGAUAAUCAAGUGCUGCGUGCAUUUAACUACACAUAUGGUUAAAAACAUGCGACACCAAAGGAAAGGCUCCCUGACAACAGCUUGUAGAGAGCACACUGAUAUUGUAACUGAGAUGUUUUAUCUGUGUCUGUUCUCUUCCAAACAGGGUCAUACUUUCAUAUCUCUACAUUUACUAGUGGGGGAUACCUGAAGACAGCUUUCUUUAAACACCUACACUAUUUAUCAAACACAUAUAGAAUUAAAUAGACACAACAUUGUACAUUAAGAGCUUGUUGAUUCAGCUCAGAUCUUAAGUUUCACUUUGCAGUCAGCUUGGACACACACACAUACACACACACACACACGCACACACACAAAAUGCUCACUAAGCCAGACUUAGUGGCCCAUCUGUCCGCUAAAUACCAUUACUGAGAGGUAAUUUAACAGUCAAGGUCUUUAGGCCUUAAGCUGUUAAUGCUUUAGCUGAGGCCAUGAGUGCUCUGACAGAACACAAGCUUGACCCCAGGACGUCUCUGCUCCUUAGAAACAUUCUCUAUAGAGGAUUACCUAUGGUAGAGAACUGAAUCUAUAUGAUAGAAUCAUAAUGCUCUCAUUCAGAGCUGAGUGUGGAUGCUGCAGUGCUAUGUUUAUAGCUUCUAUGAAUGAUUUUUUUUAUUUUUUUUUAAUGAGAUGUGAGAUGAGACAGUGUCUAACACUUAAAAGGAUUUUUUUUUCCUUUUUUUUUUCAAGUUCAAAGACCAGACGAGUUAUUUCCAGUAGUGUUCUGUUUAGUAGAAGUUUAUAACUCAGUUGUCACUUUAAAAAAAAAAAGAACAUCUUCACAUCAGCAUUUUAUUAAUUUUAGGACACUGACACAUAACAUACGUGUAUUUGUUUAUAUUUUCAGGAACCUAUGUGACACAAGUAACUGCCACUGAUGCAGAUGACCCUACCUAUGGCAACAGCGCACGCAUCGUCUACAGCAUCCUACAUGGACAGCCCUACUUCUCUGUGGACCCUAAGUCAGGUGAGAGGACAGAAAAUCUGUGUGUCCCUUUAUGACUACCAAACAAACAGAGGGCUUGAUCUACUAAGGGUUUGCAUGUAUAAAAACAUCGUGUACAAAGCUGAUCUACUAAUAUGAGCAAAAUUCCACAUGCAAUCCAUUUAGCAUGUUUUCCUUCAUGACUAUGCAGAAUAUAUGCAGAGGAGGAGCUGCAAAUUAAAUCAUUUAGCACCCGCAAACCUUAAAAUAAUUGCGGUUGGUGUUUUUGUAUUCAUAUUUAGUACGUUUUAAAAGCAGGUGCAAACUGGCACAGCGUUAUGCACAAAUGGCUGCAGUCAUUGAGGCAAGAAGAAGGAAAAGGUGCAAUGACUGACAACAGAGAGAGAAUUGCAGCCAAAGUAGAUCACCUGCUACAUGCUCACUAAUAGCAUGUAAAAAACUUUGGGAGUGUGGCGCCACGCGAGGUGGCAGCCUGUUACAGCAGCUCCUGUGUGUUUCAUACUUUUUGUAUCUUUUUCUCUUUAAUUUCUGUCCUGACACAUAUGUGUCUUCACCAGUUAGUGUCUAACUACUGGAUACACCGACUUUUUUUUUUUUUAACUUUUCUGGCCAUUUUUCUGGACACUUUUUGGCACUUUAGUACCCAUGGCAAUGGAGGUUCACAAACGCAAUGGUGAGCGCUUUGUUUACAUGUGCGAUCAGCUGAUUGCGCUGAGUAAACCUGUGCUGCUGCCCGGAGCAAGGCCUGACAUCCCGGAGGAGCUGCAGAGGAGGCGCCAGGGGUGCAGAGCAGGAGCCAAGCUGAGAGCAAAGAAGAGGAGAUUUUGCCCAGCUGUACCAGCGAUUAUCACGGGGAACGUGAGGUUUUGGGGAAUAAGACGGACGAGCUCGCUGCGCUGAUUAAGACUCAGGGCUCUAUUUUCGUGCGCGCCGGUGAGGCGACAGAGGGCGACGAGCCCCGCGCAGUUGUUUUUUCGUCUGGCGCAGCCCGGCGUAUGGCCAGUUUGGUAUUUUCGUGGACUGAUGCGCACGGAGGCGAGCCGAGAUCCGCCAAGCUGGGCGUGGUGGCGGGGCAGGGGGAGGUGUUGACAGAAUCAGCGGGCGCAGUGACAUUUUCGUGCUUGCCACCGGCGUGUAAAGUGUGCUGAAAGCUCGCCGAUUCAAACCUGGUCAGCUUUCAGCGCAGGCGGAACGCAGCUGGUCUAGUAGUAUUUUGGUAGACCUGCGGCGUAUUGGCAUACGUCACUGAUGCCUCACCGGCAGGUUUCCACAGUGUCAGGCACAUUUCAGUGCAAUAAAUAAUCAAUAACAACUAAUAAUCUGAGUCAGCACAUACAUUUAGAUCUAUAUAGAUAUAUUCUGAUCUAUAUCUGAUCUGAUGAGCGCGUUUGGCACGCGUUUGGACACACAACCUGACCGAAUCAACACAGCUGAAACCGCAUUAAAUUGAAUUAAAUAUCUAGUAAAUAGACACACAUGAUGAAGUGAACUAGAUAUGUAAUUCGUCUCCCUCCUUUUCUUUCUUCCUCUUCCCCUUAUUUCUCCCACAGCUCGACCUGGACAUGUCUCCGUGUCCUCUCUCUGUCCUGCAGCGGCUGAACAGAUGAUUUGUUUCAGUGCCCAGAUGCGUUAUCUCUUUUAAGCCGACAUACGGAUAUUAUUAUAUUCAGUUUUGUGAGGCAAAUUUAUUUUAUAUGCCAACAUCUAUGAAAGAAAGAGCUAGGCCACGGAGCGCGAUGCGUCAUUUACGCACAGAUGGUUCCAAGUUUAAUUCCAUUUUUGGAGUUUAUGUUGUGAUCUGUGCGCACAACCCACCUUUGUCACGUGAGGUUUGAAUAUGUGCAACUUUAUGUGAGUGUCUUUAUUUGUGGAAAAGGGUGUUUGUCUUACCAGUCCGUCCAACAUUACACACACCAAAUCCAUCUGUGCUCAUAUGAGAGAGUGUGGAGGAUGCCCAAUGCAGUGCUUACAGUGACACUUGUUGAGGAGCUGGCUUCUGUCGCCAUCUUGUGGCAUUACUGUGUUCAGACAUCUCUUGAUCUCUUUGACUACUUCAUGAAAAUAGUAAUACGCCUCGCCUGUGGCGGAUUUAAAGGCAAGGAGAGGAGCUUAUGUGAUUGGUGAAAGCAGGUCUCGGCUGUGUUAAACCCACUCUACGCCCUUUCUCCUCCCUCGGUACGACUUACACCGCUGGGAGGAGCUGAGUUAGGGAGGGGGGAAAAUUACGCCGGGCUGCGCUGCUCACCAAAAUACCAAAUUGUGCUUGGGAAUGCCUUGUCGGCGCGGCGGACCUGACUUACGCCGCGCUUGCGGCACGUCUCCGGCGAGACACGAAAAUAAAGCCCUUUGAGGGAAUACCGUGAGUGUACCGUCUUUUGUUUCACAGAGACAUGGCUGAACUCGCACAUCCCGGACCACAGCGUGGCGGCACCCGGCUUCAGUGUUGUUCGGGCGGACAGAGACGUUAUUAGCAGUGGUAAGAAGAAGGGAGGAGGGAUUGCACUGUAUGUGAGUGAGAGGUGGUGUAAUCCCGGACAUGUGCAUAUGAAGGAACGUCUCUGUGAACCAGACAUUGAACUGUUUGCUGUCGGAAUGAGUCUGUAUUACCUGCCCCGGGAAUUCACGUCCGCCAUUGUGAUCGCUGUUUACAUCCCUCCAUCAGCUGAUGCACCGAUGGCCUGUGAUGUCAUCACCUCCCCUGUGCCAGGGUACAGACCCAACAUCCCAAUGCCUUCACUGUUAUUGCUGGAGACUUUAAUCAUGUCUCACUGGACAAAGUACUGCCAACAUUUCACCAGUAUGUUGACUGCCCCACCGGAGAAAAUAAAACCCUGGAUCUGCUGUAUGCAAACACCAGUGAUGCAUACAGCACCACAGCUCCCCCCCCCCGGCAGAUCAGAUCACAACCUGGUCCUGUUAACACCCAAGUAUGUCCCCCUUGUUAAGAGGCAGCCUAUUCAAACCAUGACGGUGAGGAGCUGGACUGAGGAGGCUGCUGAGGCACUGCAGGACUGCUUCGUAUCAACAGACUGGGAUGUACUCUGUGAGCCACACGGGGAGGACAUCAACAACAUGACAGAAUGCAUCACAGAAUAUAUCAGGUUCUGUGAAAACUCCACCAGCCCAAACUGGACUGUAUGCUGCUUCCCCAACAAUAAGCCAUGGAUCACCAGUGACCUGAAAGCCCUCCUUAAUAAGAAGAAGAGGGCUUUCAAGUCUGGUGACAGAGAGGAGCUGAGGAGAGUGCAGCAUGAACUCAGGGAGAAACUGAGAGGGUGUAAAGACACCUACAGGAGGAAGCUGGAGGCCAAACUCCAGCAAAACAAUGUGAGGGAUGUGUGGACUGGGAUGAAGCACAUCACAGGAUGUAAAGGGAGACAAAGGCAACCAUCAGGCACCCUGGAGAGAGCCAACGAGCUGAACACUUUCUUUAACAGGUUCAGCUCACAGCCGUCUGUCUCCCUUAUACAUCCAGUCCCCCACACUCCUUCACCACAUCAACCCCUCCCCCCUCUCCCCCCUGUGGUGAGCAAUCCUGUGCAGCACCUUUCCUCCCCCUCCCCCUCAACCCCCCCUCCACUGGAGACAUCAGCACCCCAACAUGACCGUGACUAUGGGCCAGGUUAGGAGAGGCUCCACCAGAGGAAGGCAGCAGGACCUGAUGGCAUCAGCCCCAGGAUCCUGAGGACCUGCGGCAGCCAGCUGUCUUCUGUCCUCCAACACCUCUACAACCUCAGCCUGAAUCAAGAGAGAGUCCCAGUGCUGUGGAAGACGUCCUAUCUCGAUCCUGUUCCAAAAAAGUUGACUCCAUCUGACCUCAAUGACUACCGACCAGCUGCCCUCUCAUCCCAUCUGAUGAAGGUGCUGGAGAGGUUGGUCUUGGCGCACCUAAGGCCGCAGGUGAAGGAGCUCUUAGACCCUCUACAGUUUGCCUACCAGCCCCAUCUGGGAGUUGACGAUGCUGUCAUCUACCUGCUGCAACAAGCUCAUUUGCAUCUGGAUGGUGGUGGAAGCACUGUGAGAAUCACCUUCUUUGAUUUCUCCAGUGCUUUUAACACCAUCCAGCCAUUGCUGCUGGGUGAGAAGCUGCGGAUGAUGGGCGCUGACACCUCCAUUGUCUCCUGGAUCACUGACUACCUGACAGACAGGCCACAGUUUGUCCAUCUGGGCAGUGUUCUGUCUAGCGUGGUGGUCAGUAAUGCAGGAGCUCCACAGGAGACUGUGCUGUCCCCUUUCCUUUUUCACCUUGUACACCACUGACUUUCAGUACAACUCUGAGUGGUGCCACCUGCAGAAAUUUUCUGAUGACUCGGCUGUUGUUGGGUGUAUAAGUGAGGGAAGGGAUGGGGAGUACAGAGCAGUGGUGGAUAACUUUGUGGAGUGGGCUGGACGCAAUCACCUGAGGCUGAAUGUCACCAAGACCAGAGAGAUGGUCAUGGACUUCAGGAAGAAGAGGACGGCUUAACAGCCGCUGUGCAUCCUGGGAGAAGAUGUGGAGGAGGUGGAGGUCUACAAGUACCUGGGCGUCAAUAUCAACAACAGACUGGACUGGAAAUCCAACACCGAUGCUGUCUACAAGAAGGGGAUGAGCAGACUCUAGUUCCUGAGUAGAUUGAGAUCCUUCAACGUGUGCAGCAAGAUGUUGGAGAUGUUCUCCUAGUCUGUGGUGGCCAGUGUACUUUUCUUUGCCGUGGUUUGUUGGGGGAGCAGCAUCGGAGCCAGUGACACCAACAGACUCAACAAACUGAUCAGGAAGGCUGGCUCCCUGAUUGGCUGCAAACAGGACACUGUGGAGGCUGUGCUGGAGAGGAGGACACUGACCAAACUGUUAUCCAUCAUGGAUAACCCUGACCACCCUCUCCACCCCACUCUGGACAGACAGUGGAGCUCCUUCUCCAACAGACUGUCGAAGGGACAGAUACAGGAAACCUUUCCUGCCACAAUUUAAUAACUCACAUCUGUAAGACAGGGACUCACAUCUGUCUGCUGUAUAGUCCAUUUUUAAAACUCCUACCAUAUCACAUUACUGAGCACCUUAAUUUGUCUGUUUAUUUAUCAUCCCAUCUGUUUAUUUCGCAUUUCAUAUUUAUAACUCAUUUCAAUAGCCCACAUUCUUCAUAUCUCACUUUUUUAUCUUAGGAUGUUUAGUAUAUCUAUCUAUCUAUCUAUCUAUCUAUCUAUCUAUCUAUCUAUCUAAAAUUCUUUAGUUUGUAUACACAAUUUAGUGCCUGAUGUAGCUUUUAUUAUUUUAUGUUUUUUUUUUCUCCUGUAUAGCACUUUGUCUGGCCUGUCCUAUAAAGGUGCUAUAUAAAUAAAUGUGACAUUGACAUUGACAUUGACAUUGAUAUUUGGCGUCUUAAUAGAUCAGGUCGAGAGUUCUUCCUGCAGCUGUAAAGAUUUAUGACUUCUGUGUGAACUCACAGCUUACCAUCUUCUAGACUAAAAAAGAAAGAAAUUUAAGCUGUCAGGACACAGCAAGUGGCUCAGGAAGUGAGUUUCUCCUCAGUCCUGCUCCUAAAUACUUAAACCUGCUCUGAAAGGGAUGUAAAGAUUUUCAGUCCUUUGACAGACAUCUCAGCUGACCACCAUCUCUUUACCCCCAGAGAAGAGAGCUUGUGCAGACCUGGAGCACUGCUACAGCCCCUCUGUGAUCAACACCUUUAGUUUGUUGGUUUACAAUAAAACAGAUUUUAAAUGUAAAACACCACUGUGGAGGCUGGAUGUAUUAUCAGACCCCAUGUUGUUUAUCACUACCUAUUUCAACAAAGUACUUUUAAGUGACUGAUUACUUAAUUCCUCGAUUAACCAUUGACAAACCAUCCCAUAUAUUCAGUAAUACCUCUCCCCUGAGCAGUACAGCUGCAUUUAAUCUUGUUACAUCUUGCCCUUGUCAAUGCUUGUUGAAAUUUCAAAUGCACCUUUAACCGGGGAUUCCACUGGAACAGCUCAGCUCCACUCUUGAUUGGCAGGCAGAUCAAAAACACAAGUAUACAGUGCCCACCGGAUCUGAUCUGCUGCCUCAAGCAGAAGAGAAGUGCUUUCAAUAUACUGAUAUUUCUCGUGAGACUGGACAAGAUCUCAUGAGAUCUCGCAUGUUUCACUGUUAGACAUUGAAUGAGAUCGGCACUGUAUAUAAACUGUAGCUGAGUCUGAAACAGAAAGAAAGAGAUGUGAAACCUCCAAUUUAGAGGAUGUGAUUCUCUGCUCAAGAGUUAGGUCAAGGUCACAACAAAAGCAAUGUACCACCCCGGGGAUUUCAAUCUGGAGCCCUCUCUCUGGGUCAGGGUGAGGAUUCUGAUUAAAAGUGAAUUUUCAAUCCAAACAGAUGAAAAAGAUGGGUGGACAUGACAGGAGAAAGUUUAGACUCAGACCACUUCUGAGAGAAACUGCAACUAAAGCCAAGAGACUUGAGGCCCUUUCAUGAUUUUGAGUCUGAUUAACUCCUCAGCCUGCCACUGUGCUCCUCUCUGACCACUUCAUCAAAGCUGCAAACCCUCACUCUAAUUGAUGUUAAGUCCUUCACCUGUUAGGAGCAUUUGGACACUUUUCAGUCCUCCCUCCUGCUGUGCUGAAGCAUUGGCUCUCCUCGCCUUGAGUUAAGAGCUCUUUCUUCUAAUUUUCCUACUUUUUUUUACCCCUCCUCUCUCAGGAGUAAUCAGAACUGCUUUGGCCAACAUGGAUCGUGAGGUGAAAGAGGAAUACCAGGUCCUCCUUCAAGCCAAAGACAUGGGUGGGCAGCUUGGGGGGCUGGCCUCAACCACUACCAUCAACAUCACCUUAGGUGAUGUCAAUGACAACCCACCACGCUUUGCAAAGAGUAAGAAAGUCUCAUUUUUUUAAUCAUUAUUUGGAUGGUUCAAUGAGACAUUUAUUGUGUGUUUUACAGACUCAGUUACUUAAGACUUGGGACAGUGUAUGAAUUGUUCAAUUUGAAUUAGAAUUACAAUAUAAACUGAAACUGAUGGUUUGCUAGUUGUUUAGGUUGAAAUCAAUGAAAAGAUAUAAUUUUAAGAGACAACAGCUAAAACAAAACUUUUUAAAUGGAGGCUGAAAUAAUGACAUUUUUAAUACACCACUGUGAGAAACAGGAGGCGUUUUUAAAACUGAAGAUGAUGUGAGGCUGUUACGGAGCAAUCAGAGAGGUCUGAAAAAAUGCAUAAUACUCCCUCUUUAAUGAUAUUAUGUUCUGCAGAUGAUGAAAUCCAUUCUUCUUUCACAUUUGACUCUCAGGAACAUUAUUCUGAAACUGUUGAACUAUUAGCUCACGCAGUCUCUCACAGAGCCUCUUCCCAUCUUUCCUUCUGAGAGACUCAGCCUCUCUAAAUGUCCUUUUUAUACCCAGUCGUGUGACAAACAUAAGAAAUUAAUUAAUUGAAUUAUUUUUCUGAAGCAUUUCACUACUUUUUACCUGUUUGGUUGUUCCUCUAAUAUAUAUAUAUUUCCAAAUAUGUAUUAUCUAUUUAAUUAAUCUAUUUUUAACUAUUUCACACAGGUGUUAUGGAAUUGGGGUUAUAUUGAAUCAGUGUAUAUGGUCUUAUUUGAUUGUUAUUAUGGAUUUUCAUACCUUCACCUCACUUUCUUUCCUCUAUUGUUCUGUAGGUAUUUUUCACCUGCGGGUACCAGAGUCGGCAUCAGUGGGCUCAGCAGUGGGUCGGAUUCGAGCCCAUGAUCUGGAUGCUGGUAGUAAUGCAGAGGUGGAUUACAUCAUUGUUCCUGGAGAUGAGGGCAACAUGUUCGAUAUUCUCUCUGAUGGCCAAACUCAGGAGGGAGUCGUAGUGUUAAAAAAGGUAAAUUUGCUUCUCUUUAUUGGUUUAACUUUAAGGAAAUUAGUUGUUAGGCAUUAUUCUCCCAAAUAUGGAAGGUCCCAAAUGGUGUAUGGGGAAUAGGUUUGUAACCAGAAAGAUUCCCUCUAGGAAACUUUGAAAGGGCUUUAGUGAUAUUUACUAUGAUGACAUUCUCAGAGAUUGCAAAUAAUUAAUACUAUAGCACUGUAUAUACAAGGAGCAUACCUAAAAGAAACAUUUGUUUUUCAAGUAUUUAGUUAUACAACACAAAUUGAAGCAGAAGACAUUUGAAUACUCCAAUAGUUGCUCUUUUUUAUGGCUUGUCCAUAGACUGUAGAUACUAUGGACAACUUGGCCUUCCGUCAUUAUAUGAAUUUGAAGCCAAAUUGCUCUUGGUAUUUCUAGGAUUUUCCCCACUUCCUGGAACCACCACUUGCACAGGAGCGUUGUAUGCAUUGUUUGUCCACAUCUCCAUUAAGAUUACUGGAGGAGGUGGGAUUUAAGACCUAUACUGUAGCCCAUCACCAGAGGGUGCUGUUCUUAUGGAGGCUUUACUAAGAGAGGAGGCAGACGACAAACAUUCUAUAUACAGUCUAUGGGCUUGUCCCACUGGCUUCACCGUAUAAUUUUUCAGCAGUCCUGGCCCCUUUACUUUUGUAUGGGUGCCAGUGCCUCUGUGCAUUUGGCCCUAAUUACAAACCGCUUCUCUUACUUUAAAGCCCUUUUACACAACAUGAAUAUUCACCCAUUAACACUACAUUUCUACACUCAUGGCACAUAAGGCUAUUGUAACCAAACACAACUUACCCACUCUCCUCCAGCAGCCGCUUGUUUGUGGGGUAGCUCUAAUCACCAAGUGCAGAGGAGUUUCUCAGCUAAAGGAAGAACAUUUAUGAUUAUUACUCCAUGGAAAUGCAAUCAGACCGAGAUGGUGCGUCUACAGUGCUAAAUGAUUAUCAUGAUGAUUAUUACUUUAUGGUGAUCAACUCAUCAGGGCUUCCCCACAAACAAGCUGGUGAGUUGUGUUUGGUCUCUUUGCUAAUGAAACCAGGCAAAGCUAAAAAGAUGUUUGAUGGCUUGUACUAUGGCUGGGACCCUAUAUGUACUGUUGAUGAAGUUAGGUGCUAUUCUGAGCAUUAUUUGUGCAGUCAUUGCUGACAUUGGUGUAAUUAGAGAAACAACCGGUGGCAACAUUCAUCUGUUGAGGGGGUGUCUAACUCGGUGUUACAGUGUGUUUGACCCUAACUUAAAUUUACACAAGAAUAUCCCUUUAAGAGGCUGUUUUUGGUCCAAUCAUCGUCAUUUUAACUGAACCUAUUUUUUGCCUUUGUACAUCUUUGUUUGUAAGAAACAAUCACAGAGACUGUGAGCAUAGUGAGAUGUGGAUUGACGGUUAAUCUUGUCUCCAAAAUGUGAUGGCUGUUAAGAUUUAGUGCUCAGAAACUCGCCGUCAUAUCAGCUCUGAUUUAGAGGACGGUCUGAUGUUAAAGCCUUUGUAAUCCUCUGAUGCCAAACUGCCUAAAGUGAUAUGACGUGUGUGUGGUCCAGUGACUUAGAUCUGAUGCAGGAUCCUCUAGAUAGAACAUUUAGCAUAGAUAACGUUUUUGGAUCCUCAUAUGACUCCUUCUGGAGAUUGGUUUUGCUUUUCGUAUUUUAAUAAGGAACAAAACUGAGAGUAAACAAGAUAUUGGUCCGUAAGUAGCAAGUCAUCAGGUUUCUGCUUGGAAAGAGAAUUUUUUUUGCAGUUUUCCAUUGAGACAGAUUGAAUACUGUACUGGAAAUAAAUGAAAAACCCUAAAUAAAACACAUGCUUUUAAGGUCAAAGUAAGCUAAUUAUCUCUGUGACCAUCCAAUCAGUUUCUCUCCAGCUUUUCUCCCCCAUUUAUCCCCCAGCACCAACCUUGAUUAUCAUGGAUGCUGUUAGCUGACACAGCAGAGUGCAGACUGUUGGUGAGUGUGUGAGUAAGUGUGAGGUAUUAUCCAGUCAUAUAGCUGGGUAGGUGGAAGGUCAAAAGGCAGAAUGAUUGGGAUCACAGCCAGAUCAGCACAUUGCUCUCCUCUCUUAGAUCACCGACAGGCACAUCGACACAAAGUGCUGGUGUUUGCAUUAUCUCCUUUUUCCUCAGACCUUAAAAUGAGAUCCAAUCCGAUACUGUCUGCUUGACAUUUUUCUGCUUUGGGACUAAUAAAAAAAAAAAAAAAAUCUUCUUACAGUAAUUAGCCAUUUGUUUAGACAGAGUAUAGCUCUCCAAGAGGUGAAGAGACUUCACAGUUUACCAUUGGUAGACAUUUAUUACCAUACAUUAAAGGGAUAUUCUGGCGUAAAAUUAAGUUGGGGUCAAACACAUCAUAACACCGAGUUAGACAUCCCCUCAAAAGAUAAAUGUUGCAGACUGCUUGCUUCUCUAGUUAUACCAGCUUUAGCGAUGACUGACGAGCAUAGAGACCAAACACAACUCACCAACUCUCCUCCAUAAGCCGCUUGUUUGUGGGGGAGCCCUGAUGAGUCGAUCACCAAGUGCAGUGGAUCAUUUCCCACAAACAAGUGGUUGCUGGAGGAAAGUGGGUGAGGUGUGUUUGGUCUCUUUGCUAAUGAAAUCAGGCAAAGCUAAAAAGAUGUGGCUAGUACUAUGGGUGGGACCCUAUAUGUACUGUUGAUGAAGUUAGAAGCUGUUCUGAGCAUUAUUUGUGGCUAUAGAGUGGCAUUUUGGUUGAGGUUUGCGCGUGGAGACAAAGAACGCUGUGUAUUGCUAUCAUGUGGUUGUUACUAAAGUUGGUAUAAGUAGAGAAGCAAGCGGUCAGCAACAUUCAUCUGUAGAGGGGGUGUCUAACUCGGUGUUAUGGUGUGUUUGACCCUAAUAUAAAUUUACACUGCAAUAUCCCUUGAAGAGAUCAGGCCAUUAUACAGACUAAAAACCACUGAAACAUAAUGUAGUAUACUUAAGUAUGUUUUUUUUUUUUUUUGUAACUCUAGAAAAUAAAAGACAAAUCUAUUCUUCAUCUUUUGGGUGGUGUACUCAGGUUGUUUGUGGGACAGGGGCAAGAAGAAUUAAAAAAAGGGCAGGUUCUAUGUGUCAUAGGGCACCAAUUAAUGAAGAUCUGACUUUAGCAGAAUUUGGAGGUGACAUUAUAAACUCCAGUUUCUGUCUCUCCUUGGCAUUACAGUUUCUCAUCAUAAAGUAGCAGCACAACAAAAUCCUUUACAGUCUGUCAACAUUAACAGUGGGCUGGUGAAAAUGUUAUUGUAGAAACCCUGGACAUUUGAUGAUCUGGAGGCUCAUCACUUUUACUCAUUUGUUUUACACAUCAAGGAUGUUAUUGUGACAGAUGAAAUAAAUGUGUUAGCGCUAAUGUUCUCUGUGUUUCAGGACUAUUUAAAAAAAAAAAUCUAAAUCUUGAUUUUCUCCAAGGUUUUCUUCACUGCCCCAUUGGGCUUCCAUACUCCCACCUCAUUUGCUUCUUACAAAGACAAAAAACAACAAAAACAUGUGGCAUUCACAGAGUCUGGUGCCAUCUAGGGGCUCUAUUUUCAUGUCCGCCGGUGAUGCGGCGGACAGUGGCGGACCCAACGCAGUGGUAUUUUUGUCUGGCAGAGCCUGGCACACAGCUGGUUUAGUAUUUUCGUAGACUGAGGCGCGCCAAGGUCCGCCAAGCUGGGCGUAUUACGCAAACGUCACUGAUGCCUCACCGCUCACCGGCAGGUUUCCACAGUGUCAGGCACUUUACAGUGCAAUAAAUAAUCAUCAACAACCAAUAUUCUGAGUCAGCACAUACAUUUAGAUCUAUAUCGAUAUAUUCAGAUCUAUAUCUUAUCUGAUAAGCGCGUUUGGCACGCGUUUGGACACUCCACCUGACCGAAUUAAUACAGCUGAAACCGCAUUAAAUUAAAUAGCCAGUAAACAGUCACACAUGAUGAAGUUAACAAGAUAUUUAAUUCGUCUCCCCGCUUAUCCUCCUUCUUCCUCGCACAGCUCGAUAGGUGUCAUGCCGUAGAAUGCACCCCCCACCACUGCAUCCCAUCUACUCACUAGCUUCUUAAAGUGGAAAAAAAUUAUCUCAUAUUAAAAAAAAAAAUACAGUAUUGGAUCAUGACAACAUGUCAAAUGGAGCAGUAAACUUUCGAUCUGUUUUUAGGUAUUUAAAAAAUGCACAUACAGAGGUGUACUUGGGUAUAUAAACUGUACAGUAAGCUGUUAAGGUAGAAAACAUCAUAUUUUUGGGGCAGCAAAUAUUCUGAAUCAGAGGGCUGUUGUUUUCGGCUUAUCUGAAUAGCCUGAAUGAAAUCAUUAAAGGCACACACUUUCGAAUCAGUCUAAUGGUAAGGAAAACUUGGAUUAUUUCGCAACUUUAAGUGAGUGUCUUUAUUUGUGGAAAAGGGUGUUUGUCUUACCAGUGGGUCCAACAUUACACACACCAAAUCCAUCUGUGCUCAUAUGAGAGAGUGUGAAGGACGCCCUCUGCAGCGUUUACAGCGAUACUUGUUGAGGGCCUGCCUUCUGUCGCCAUUGUGUGGCAUUGCUGUCUUCAGACAUCUCUUGAUCUCUUUGACUACUUCACGAAAAUUGUAAUACGCCUCGCCAGUGGCAGAUUUAAAGGCAAGGAGAGGAGCUGAUGUUAUUGGUCAAUACAGGCCUCGGCUGUGUUAAACCCACUCCACACCCUCUCUCCUCCCUCGCUACGACUUACGCCGCUGGGAGGAGCUGAGUUAGGGAGGGGGGAAACUUACGCCGGGCUGCGCCGCUCACCAAAAUACCAAAUUGUGCUUGGAAAAGCCUUGUCGGUGCAGCGGACCUGACUUACGCCACGCCUGCGCCACGUCUCUGGCGAGGCAUGAAAAUAGAGCCCUUAGUCUAAUUAGAUACAGUUUUGCAGUGUUACAUUUCGGAAUCUGUACUAGGCACGGAGGUUAACUGAAUGCUGUAUGAUCAAGUUAUGGUCCAGGUCUUUGACUAACUCGUGUUUCAGAUUACAGGAGUAACAGCAUCCAUCAGCAUGAUUUAACAUAUCAUGACCUUGGAGUGAUAAUCAGGCUUUAAUGCAGUCUUAUCAGCUGAUAUGAUUAGAGUGGCCUGUUAUGUACAAACGUAGUCAAAUAUGUUUAUUUAGCACAGGGAUCCUGUCUGUUAGGAAUAAAACCAGCCAACAUCUGCCACAUCUUCACCAUUCUGCUUAUAUUGAUUUUUUAACUUACAGAUGGGUCUUUUUAUUUUUUUACAAGCUGACAACAUAAGGAACAUUGGAUCUGAAUUACUUGCACUUCAUGUUAACAUUUAGGACCUUCUAAAAACACUUUUCUGCACAACAAUCACAGUUUUAUUUAAUCCUCUUUUUUAAAUGUAGCCAGCCAUGGUUGACAAAAAACUGAAUACUUUCCUUCUGUGGAUCUUUGUAGACUUUUUCAUUAAUCAGUAUCAGUAACUGUGUUUUAUCUGUUUGAUUUUUAAUGUUGUGGUUGAUCUGAACAAAUCUGUAAAAGUCAUACAGUAAUAAACAAACAGAUGUAAGCAGCAGGAAACCAGCACCUCUUCCCUACAAAGCGUCAUUUUUUUUUCCACUGGUGGUUUUAAAGCUGUAUUUAGAAGAAAAAAAUAAAUAGAUAAAAAAAAAUGUGAUGGAGAAGGUCUAUCUAUCUCUGAGGGAUCUUUUUUUAAUGAAAUCUUGGACCUAGAGAAACAAUCUGAACCUGUCAGGGACAAAGGGAAAAUUUUUAGUUGACUGUUGGAUCAGGAUGCUCUCCACCAUGAGUGUGUGUUUUACAUGGACUUAAGUGACCUGGUAAUGAGUCUUAUCCUUUUUUUGACCAUAUAGUAUUUUGUGUUUAUCUGCUCACUUUCAUAGCCCUGUACUAGGGCUUCACAAUUUGGGCCAAAAAUAAAAUCCAGAUUUUUUUUCUCUAAAAACUUGAUUUUCGAUUUCAAUUUUUUAUUCAGUGACAACUUCACCAAACUUCACUUUUAUAAUAAGUUUUUCUAUCACCUCUCAAAACUAAACCACUGAAAACAAUGUAGUCUAUAUGCCAAGCCAGUAAGUGGCACUGUAACACUGCACAGGAAAUGCACAAAAGACAGAGGAAGAGUACAGAGCAUGCGUAUAAAGGUUGUUUUGGCCGGACAUGCACAGGUGCCAAAAAAGAGUUAUGCUGUGUGUAACAUAAAAUGAAACGCUGGAAAAAAACUUUUUCAUUUACUCCUGAAUUUGUUUCCGUGUGGAUGGGUUGAUACCGCCUUCAGUGGUUUGCUCUUUGUCCGAAACCGCAAAGCCGUACCAAUUCCACACGACUCACUUCCUCUUGCCCGAUAUAACCACAAUAUUAUCACCUUUUUUUGCAAAUGCCAUGUUUGUUUACACUGGUGUGUGUAGGGGGAGCCUAUGGUGACCUGGAGGUGCGAAAUAUGAUAGAGAGGAAAAUUGAUUUGAUGAUUUUAAUUUUCUUAACAUUGUCAUAAUCAAAUAAUUCGAUAACAAUUUCAAAUUGAUUAAUCAUGCAGCACUACCCUGUACACAUGGUUAAAACUUGUAUCCUGGUUUAUUUUUAGUGUAUCUUAUCCAUGCAGGGCCCUGUGAUGUUGAUUUUUUUGCAACACAAACUGCAGCAGUUAAGAAAUCUGAGGAAAAUGAAACCACUGUGGCUUAAUAUGGGCUUGGCAGUAUUAAAUACCAACGUAACACUGCUGAUUGCAUUGCAAACGCUGUGAGCACACAUUGAUUCAGCAUGAAGCAAGACUUCAGCAUCUGCUGCACCUCAGCACCACACUGCAUUGUGUUAGAAAGUGACUGAGUAUCUUCAAGAUUUAGUCAGAUCUAAAAAUUGUUGAAUAAUCGCCAGUUCUUCUGGUUUUGAUAUUCAGUCCCAUACAACUGUUUCUGUAGUACCUUCCAAUGAGACUUAACCUGCUUAGCCAUGUGUAUUGGAGAAAAUGCUGUCCUGUGUCCCAUUCACUACAGACUAGAAUAGGUCAGCGCUUUGGUGUUUUCUUCCAUCUAAAUAACCAGUUCUUUCAUGAGCAAAAGACAAAACUCUUCUUCUUCGUUGCUUUAAGGAAGUUGGGUGUAAUAAGGUGUAUGAAUGCUGCAGUGUCCCAUUUUCUGUCAGGGUACUUUAGUUUUAGACAAUAUCAAAUCUCUCAACACUUUGAUGGAGCAAUUCCAACAUUUGACAAGUUUACCUUUCAGUAUUUUCAUUAAAAGGUGGAGUUUUAUUGAUUUAAGAUUAUUAAUUAAACAAUGGCUUACAUUAUAAUUUUUUAUAAACAUUUUACACUGCAACUCUACCUUUUUGAAAUAGGUGUUGUAGCUAUUUAUGUCCAAGCUAAGUAUUUUGGUUCAAAUGGCUUCAGAUAACAGAAACAGAGUAAAAAGUAAAAGAAACACCCUGUGGUUAUACAAAUCUGUCUGGUGUGUUAGAUGUCAGCCCUAAGGUAAGUGACGUGAACACUGAGGGAUGCAGGAACAUACUGAUACGGUAUCUGUUAGUGUGACUGCUGUGUGAAAAUCAGUCCAUUAAAGCUGUAUCAGAUCCUCAGUGAGCUCCUCUCCUCUCUCCACACCUUCCCUCUCUAGUGUCUGUGGAAAAAUGCCAAUCAGGUAAAUCCUCUCUGGCUCCCUCACUGACAAUCAGCCUGUUCCCUCCUCCCUCUCCUCACCUGAGGAGUCAAUGUGUCAGUAAAACAGAUCCAGUCUAUUGAUUCAGGAGGAGUUUGACUUCUCUGCUUUUGGUUGAACAGGUGACGUGACGGGGGGGGUGUAAAGUUCUGUUAAAACGUUCAACUACGCUGGCCUUGGUCUCGUUUAAUGUGGAAAAAUGGAUGAUGUCAUACUGAUACAGCAGAGUUUUAAAAUGCUUAUUAUAAAACUCGGUACAUGCAUCCGUUUGAACUUUUGUUGGAAUGCGUCCGUCUCUUAGAAUAUCUUUAAAUGCACUUGUGACAGCGGGGCCUGAUUUGUUUCUUAGAAGCCUCACCCAUGCAUAUUUAGAGAAUACAUCGAUACUCAUCAGCAUGGACCGAACGUUGUCAUUUUCUGAUGAGAAUUCACCCAUUACAUAUCAACUAGUGCUGAAACUGUUUGUCGAUUCCACUAACAAGAACCCUAUUUCUCGGGAAAUUUCUUGCAGCGUGUGCAUGCAGAGUGUAAACAUCCUGGCCUAGUAAAAACCUCUUGACGGUUGGUAAUGGAGGUGUAACACCUGUUUGUUCCCCAACUGCUUUGCGCAGUUUAUGCACACCUCAUAGACCAGCUGGAUGGCCAGGAUCAUAAUAAAUUUUAUGCAAGGUGUUUUCCAUAGUCUGGUUGAGGCAUAAAUUAGUAGACGAAAUAGAUUACAAUGUGGUUUAUUUAUUUAACUCCAGAUAGCAGAUCGUGAUAAACAAAUCAAUAACAAAAUUAAAGGGUACAUUGGCACACAACAACCUCAAUCAUUUCAGUUUCCUGAAAUGGAUGACUACUUUUAAGUAAUUAUUGGCUGCUGCAUCGUCAUACAUCUUAUUUAUCUUAUCUACAACAUUAUCAACUGUUUUUAAUUCAUUGAGAAAAGCCUCUGCCGCAUCAUGGAAAAUGCCGUCAUCAAUCUUCAUGCAAAACAUGGUCAGAUAAUGCUGUAUGGCUUCAAUAAAAUGGUUGUUCCAUAGUUUUUUCAUUAAUACAUCAAAGUGAAUCUCAUAGAAUGAUUCCAGAAUUGUUGUCACACACUCAUGAUGUUUUUGACUGGGGUGGUUAAUCUGACAUCCAUAGCAGAUCUCCCACCAGUAUUGAUACAACACGGUGUUAACCAGAUGGACAACAACUUCCUUAAUGAAGGAAGGUCCCCGGUCGCAUGCCUCAUGAUCUUCUGGGCUCGGAGAUGAAGUGGUUGACCAGGUCGACCAGGUCGACCAGGGUGAUGGAGGUGGGGUCUGGAUCAGCAGUGCUGGUGGGCUCAGAGAUGAAGGGGGUGUCCAGGGUGAUAACGGAGGAGGUGUGGAUACUCUGUCAUUUCCUGUUGAAUAGAAAAAAAGGCAUUGUUAACUUUUUUUUUUUUUUUUGACAAGUCAGAGGCAUCCAACAUAAACACAAAAAUAUACAACCCACCUAUUUAUGCAUAGUAGUCUACGUGCCUGAUGAUUUUCGGCUUACCUGUGUAGCCCUGUGUAGACGAUUAAUGGCUGAAAUCAAGAUAUUUUCUAAUAUGUUCAUAAGAGACUGCCACUCUAUCUCUCUUGAUGGCUUCGUCAACUUUGUUAAACGCUCGCAUACUACAUGCUACUGCUACAUACUACUGCUAGAUCCUACUCCUACAUACUAAACACGUUGGCCCAAUUCGGACACACUAGACGAGCGGUGGGGAAAGACGACCCCCGCAGGCAGAGAGUAGGUACUGCGCCCGUUUUAGACUGAAUGGUAAUUGUGCAAGUGAUGGAUGCUGCUGUAUUAUAUUCCUACACUGCUUUAGAAAUUCACAAAGUAGCUUUUCCAUUACUUUUAGCCUUCAUUCACUCACGUGGUGAUCGUUUGUUCAAUGAGAUCUACCUGAUUACUGCAGCUGUGCAGUUUAAUGAUGGAAUAAGUGAGCUUUACCUCCAUGAUGUCGCCACAUGUUUGCUCAUAAAAUGAUUACUUGGGCAAAUAUGACACCAUGACAUGACAAAGGGAUACAACCGCACAUUUUUUUAGGACAGUGUAUGAAGUUACAUUAAAAUUACAUCUGUACUGCUGCGGUCCUGCCCCCUGCUGCUGCUGCUGCUCCACCAUGGUGCGCACUGCUGUUGCCAGCCGGCGUUCGCGACACAUUUAAAUAGGCAGAACAGCUGGUGGCGCUAGCAUCACAUGCGCUUCUACAACUUUUAAGAGGACGAAGAAGAAGCCCGCGGUGCAUUUUGGGUCAGUAGCAUGCCCGUAGGAUGCACCGCGACCAACCUACAAUGUGGGCGUGUCUAAUAUCUGAAGUAGUAUCUGAAGUAGCAUGCUACUCACUCCGGUGGCCAAUUCGGACAUGCCACAUACUACUUCGACUACUACUUCGACUACUACUUGGCAAUUCGGACACAGCUUUAGGUUCUGUUUUUUUUAAUGUAAAUGAUUAAAAUGUAUACAAAUGUGUAUCAACUUGAUACUACCUGCAAACUGAUAUGCACCCUUAUCCAUUGACAGCAUGCACAGAGGAUUUCAUCUUUCAAAUGUACACAAUAAUACUUUGCCUAUUUAGUUUGUUUGCCUUAGUGAAUAUGUAGUAUGGCACAUUUUCUACCUUUGCAGUUUUGAAUGUAAGACUCCCUUUGCAACUGACCAAGUGUGAAAAUGAUCACAGUGAUUCAGGCUGCACCUAAAUGGAAGAAGAAGAAGAAGAAGAAGAAGAAGAAGAAGAAGAAGAAGAAGAAGAAGAAGAAGAAAGCCUAAUGGCUCUGGGUAUGAAAGAUCUGUCAAUUUUAGAUCUUUCGGUCCUGCAGCAUACAACACCUUUGACAGCUCACAUGUCCAGGUGCCCUGUGUUGUACACAGAUGGCUGCUACUGUGGCGAGGAGGAGACAGGAUAACAUAUGCAAAUCAGUCUGAUUUAUACUAAUUUUUUAAUUCAUAUUUAGUCAUUUGAAACUGACCACAAAGAACCACUGUAGUCUUUAAAAAAUAUAUAUGACAUUAAUGUCUGUCCUCCUCUGUUCACCAAUAUUACAUUUCCCUCCACUUAGAUGAGAUGCAGGGCUGACCAGCAGUCUGGUGUGCAUAGCAGUAACCCGAUAUCCUCUGUGCCAGAGGAAGCAGCUCACAUCAUCUGUGUAAUAGAUGUCAAUCUUCAAGAGCUGCUGACUGUUUGUAGUUUGUACAUCAAGUUGUUUUUAAUUUCAUUUUGUACUUGCUGUCAGUCUGCUUACUGUCCAAACUCUUGACGAUGUAAACCAGUUUCACUUGCAAAACCCUAAAAUGAAUACCACCACCUCCACAGUCUUUGCACCUGAUGUCAAUUAUACACACACACACACACACACACGCACACACACUCACAUAAUGUGUGUGAUAUAGUGGAGACAAUUUCAUACUUGUCAGGUGGUCUCUUAGUAGAUCAGUCUCAGGAUAAACAUGGACAUAGUCUCAGUGAUGUCACUCUGUGGUUUCUAGAGUGGAUACAUAAAGCCUACAGUGGCAGACACCACACUGAAGUUUGGCUCAACCUAACUCUUAGUCAGCUACGCCUCAUAUUUUACAAAUUUGAUCUUAAAAAAAUUCAAAACUAAUGAGAGAAUUUACCCUGUACAGUGAGAGCAGAGAGAAAUGAGACCAAGAAUCAGUUCUUGAACUAGACUCUAAAUGCUUUUAUUUUUCGCUGUAAAGAAGGGUGACUGUGUGCAGUUCUAGAGCUUCUGAAGCCAGCAUUUGGUGGACACUUGAGGAACUGCAGUUUUUAGCACUUCUACAUCAGCCCCAGGCUUAGCAAUAAUACAAGAGUUUAUACCUUGCAUUGUUGAUGUGAUGCUCCAUAAGUAAAGUGCAUUGUGGUGUAGUGAUUGGUUCCUGGUUUCACUGCAUCAUCACUCAAACAUUUUUUUAAAUAUUUCUUUCACUGAUUUACUGGAACAACAUGUAACCACAGUAACUAGGUAUGUCAAACAUUAAGAAACAACAUCUGAUGCUACACUGUAAUAGCUUCUUUGUUUGCAUGUAAUGUUUCAAUCUGAAAACAUGUUGAAACACCAAGAUUUUUUUUUUUUCAUGAAGCUUUCAAAGCUUUCCAGCAGUUUUCCCUGUGAAGAAAUCCUUGGCCCAAAGUGUGGACAAGCAAACAGACGCAGUGAAGACAACAGUCAAGUCAAGGAAUGAGAAUUGCCUGUGGCAUUAUGAGAAAAACUCAGUUUGAUAUGUAUAUGAAUGUGUCUUGGUACAGCUGCGGCUGUAUUUCCAUAUCAAAGGGGCUGUCUCUUGCAUCUCUCACCUGAGCAUUUGAAAAUAGAUACUAAGAGUGAGGAAGAAUGGAAACUGACCCUCCUCCAAGUCCAAAUCAAUCAGUUAGUCCUGCAUACCUUAAAGUGAUUGGACAUCAAUCACAAAACAUGCUGCCUUUGAAGUACCCACUGGAGGGAUUAAUAAACCAAGAUAUAUUCAUCAUUACCAUGCAACAGAAAAACAGGUUAUCCUAGCAUCAUGCUUGAAACGCAGGAGUGAAAUUCUUAAAAAGCCUGAAUCACUGACUGUGCCAUGUUCGAAGCAGAGCCUACACCCAAACUGUAAAGUGUUAAACUACACAGAGUGACUUUGGUCUUGAAGACUUGAGUUGGGCUUUUUAAUAUCCUGAUGUUUUUUUGUUUUGUUUUUUUUAACUGGUGACCAUGUUUGAAUAAAAGGGUGCUGCGAUAGAGGUAAGUAAGGGAAAGUAGGCAGCAACUAAGUUACAAAGCCUAACCUUUUACUUUUUCUUUAUGUUGAGGAUAAGCUGGUGAUAAAGCCUCUGGAAAAAAAAAAACUUUCUGUAAGUUUGAUAUUUGGCUGGAAGCUGGUGAUAGAAGGAAGGAUUCAAUUUGGACAUUCAAAUUUUUCAUUGGAAAUCAAAGGCUGCUGUGGCUCAGAUUUGGGACAGCCCUAGAAAUUUGGGGUUCAAUCACGCUAUCCACAAGCUUAAGUGGAUAUGAUGACUUUAACUGUUUUUUAAACUGGACAUUUACACCCCAACUGUCAUGAUGCAGGGUUAAACAAAGGAAAGGGACCCAAAUGCAGAACAAAAGAUUUAUUUUAUAUGUAAAAAGCCAACAAAAAGUUCCUUAGAAAAUGUCCAGGAAAAAAAUCCAAAGAAAAAAAACAAGGAGCAAAAUCCAACAAAAAGGCACAAGGAAAAAUUGCAAAGAGACUCACUGGGAUAUGUCAUUAACAAGGACAUACUCAAAGACAAACACACAAUGAACCAACAAAGAAACAGGGGAAGACAAGGGCUACAUACACACAGGGAGACAAGCAACAAGAGGCAGGUGAAAGACUAAAACACACAUACAGACAAUUACUAGAGAAGGGAAAACUGAGGAAGUAAAACUAGACUUUACACACAAGGAUAGACUACAACAAAAAAAAACAGGAAUCACUGAAAACUGAUCUAAAGAAUAAAACACUGAGAACCUGAGGGGAACAGAGUUAAACACUAACUGAAAAAUCACAAGACAAGAUCACAGGAACAAUAAGGAACAGAAACACUAGGAAAAAUACACAGAAAAUACACUUAACACAACAAAGAGAAAACUAAAUUAUCAGGACGUAUCAUGACACCAGCCUCUAAUAUACAUGUGUGAAUGUAAACAUGCUGGUAGUGCUGGGGAAAGGGGUAUGGAAAUGCAGUCCAUUUACCAUUUGGAGCCAAUGCCAUGUGUGAGAGAGUUCAGCUGAGGUCUUAUCAGCUCAGAGUGGAUGCUGAAGCAGGUCAAGCUGUUUUAUAUGGAGGUACAAACUGUACGAGGCGCUGCCACAAUCUUUGCUUUAUCCAGGCUAUUGUGUGACCUAACCUUGUAUGAAUGCUAAGUUUAUAAAAUCUAUUAAAACAUAUCGACUCAGGUUACCGAUAACAGAUUUGCCUCAUAAAUCAUGCCCUCCACUGCAUGGAAGUACAUUAGAUUCCUGAUAAUAAAAAGUACUGUAUCAGCAUUGGUGUAAAUACUGUAUUACUUGGUAAUAGCUUCAAACCAUAACUUGCAAUAUCACACAUCGGACAAAGUAGUCUGAGGACUGCGGGGGAUUUUGGUCAUCACGUGGUCUUCAGGUGUAGAAUACCAUAAUACAGCAUUUUCACCAAGAGGCCUGGUUCAGUACACUAUACCUAAUUAUUAGCAUUUCCAUGAAGUUGAAGAGUUGGAAAAAGUACCCCAAAAAAACUGCUCACAUCAAUGUACUUUUUGGGGAGAUUAAAAAAAAAAAAUGUGUCCUUUGAUCUAAUGUUAUCUAAAAUUUAACAUAGCUAACCUGCAGCGGACUUGAUCCUUGACAACUUAUUAGCCAGAUAAAAAAAAGUUCUCUUAAAGAGUGAUGUCAUUUACGUCUUUCACCAAAUAACUGCCCUGGACACAACUUCAAAAUAAAAGCAUUGCAUGAAAAUAAAGGGGUCUCUGCACAGAAAACAGGCUGUUGCUUUGCAUCAUACAUUUGUCAAGUUAAAAACUUAUGCAAAGCCAAUGCAGACCUCAGUUUAUCAUUGUUCUGUGUGUUUGUUGCAGAGAUCAGUGUGACUUAGAAAAAAUCAGGUGUGCUAGCGGUCUGAACCAUUGCAUCUGUACAAACCAAAGAUAAAGUCAUCACACAGCCAAUGCACCUCUUGUGUGAAGUCCCAGGGUAUGGGGGUAGUUUGCUAUCUAAGAUAAGGGUUUAGAAAUAACUAACAACAGUUAUGCAUUCUAGAGAAAUACCAGGUGAUAGACAGACAGCAGGACAAGUAACAGGGAAAAUGUCUCUGAUGCUAAAGUGGGGAGUGGUUGUUUGAUUUCUGAAAAUGUCACUGAUGCCAAAGUGGGGAGUGGUUGUUUGACUUCUGAAAUUCAUUCAUUUAUUAAUAUUCAUUUGAACCAAUAUCAGUACAGCCCUGUUAUUUCAGCCAUGUUUCUUAUUCCUUUAAUCAUGUGUGUCUGCAGGCUCUGGACUAUGAGACCAAGAAGUCAUACACCUUUAAGGUCGAGGCAUCAAAUGCACAGCUGGACCCACGUUUCCUUCAUCUGGGACCCUUCAAGGACUCAGCCAUGGUCAAAGUGAACGUGUUGGAUGUAGAUGAGCCCCCUGUGUUCACCAAACCCUCUUACUCUCUUGAAGUGUAUGAGGACACCCCUCCAGGAACCAUAAUUGGCUCUGUGACAGCUCAUGACCUGGACGCCAGCAGCAGUGCUGUCAGGUAACAAAGAGCUCACCACUCUGACAGAAGAAUGUUACAAGGCUGUCAAACUAUUACAGGAGAGAGUUCAUCCAAGGAUUGAAUUAUCAUGUCAUGUAGAGUGAGCAGAGAAACCACUGAAAACGAUGUAGUGCAUAUGCCAAGCCAGCAAGUGGCGCUGUAACACUGUACAGGAAAUGCACAAAAGACUGAAGACAAGUACAGAGCAUGUGUAUAAAGAUUGUUUUGGCCAGACAUGCAGGGGUGCUAUAAAAGAGUUACGCUGUAUCACUUAAUCGUUUUGAGAGAUGCAGAAAGGCAGAUGUUUCUGCGUGGAUGAAACACAGAUACAACAAAAAAAUUGCAUUUAUUCCUGAAUCUGGACGGGUUGAUACAGCGUUUAGACAUAAUUUGCAGGUUUGCUCUUCAUCCAAACUGCGAAGUCAUACCAAUUCCACACAACUGACUUGCUCUUGCCCUAUUUAGCCAUGAAAUUAUCGCCUUCUUUUGCAAAUGCCAUGUUUGUUUACAUUGGUGUGUGUGUGAACUGUGAAGCACUCCCACACAAAAGGGGAGCCUACGGUGGCCUGGAGGCAUGAGACAUAAUAGAGAGGAAAAUCGAUUCAACAACUUUAACUUUUUUGACAUUGUCAUAAUUAAAUAAUCCAAAUGCGAUUUAAAAUCCCUUAAUCGUGCAGCCCUAGCCUCAGCUUAUCUCAAUGUGGCGAUAUGUUAAAGAGCAUAUUUAAUUAGACAUGUCAUUGUUCUAACAACUCCUAAUUCAUCUGAUCCCUAAAAUAAAUCAUCUGGUCAGCCUUGCCGCCACAGCAGCUGGACUGGGAGAGGACAUGGAGACAUGUCCGGUCAAGCUGCGUGAGGAAGAAGGAGGAUAAGGGGGAAGACUAAUUCAAUAUAUUGUUAACUUCAUCAUGCGUGACUGUUUACUGGAUAUUAAAUUUAAUGCGGUUUCAGUUGUGUUAAUUCAGUCAGGUUGAGUGUCCAAACGCGCUCAUCAUAUUAGAUAUAGAUCAGAAUAUAUAGAUAUAGAUCUAAAUGUAUGUGCUGAUUCAGAUACUGGCACUGAAUAUUGGUUGUUGUUGAUUAUUUAUUACACUGAAAUUUGCCUGACACUGUGAAAAACCUGCCAGUGAGGCAUCGGUGAUGUAUGCGCACUACGCCGCCGGUCUACUAAAAUACCACUAGACCAGGUGCGCUCUGCCUGCGCUGAAAGCUGACCAGGUUUGAAUCGGCGAGCACGAAAAUGUCAUUGCGCCAACUGAUUCUGUCGACACCUCCUCCUACCGUGCCACCAUGCCCAGCUUGGUGCACCUCAGUACGCCUCAGUCUACGAAAAUACCAAACUGGCUGUGCACCGGGCUUCGCCAGACGAAAAAACACUGCUCAGGGUGCACCACCAUCUGCCGCGCUGCCAGUGGGGACGAAAAUAGCGCCCUGUAUGUCAGGGGGAAAGAAAUUAUAUCACCAGAAACUUGUUAGAUGUGAUCAACUCUCUUUCUGUAGUGACUUUUUGUGACUUUAAAUAGAAGUGUAAUAAAUACAAAUAAGAGUUUAUAUGUAGAAAGUUGAGCUGCACUUCUGUAACAGGUCCUGAAUGUGCUAGGAUUGACAGAUGCAAUGACAUUCAUUGAACUCCUAACUGCAUCUUUAUCUUUGAUAAUUUUUUACUUCGAAAAUUUGAACAAAAAAAUAAGAAAGAACCUUUCAUUCAAAAUUACCCGUUUAUCCGAUGUUCUCACAUCUUAAAAUUCUGUGAAUAUUCAAUCUGGAGUUAAGCCCACAUACGAAUAUUAUAGGCUGUAUUGGCUGAAUCUGAUCGUGUUGGUUCGUUCCACUUAAGUGGUGCAGCAUAAACUGUGAUUCAUAAAAUAGCUCUAUUGAUGGUUAGUACUAAAAAAAAAUAUCUAUUCAUGUCAUCCAGUCGAUUUUUAGUAAUCAAUGUUGCGGUGUCGAACUAUUUCCUUUCUGCGGCGUAGUGAUACUUGCACACGCGCAAUCAGAUAUGCAAAGGUGUGAAGCAAUUUUUGUCAUGUGGACCAAUAGGAGCCGAGUCUUGUUGCCAUAGUAUCAGAACAACACAAACAUGGCGACAAGCGCAUCUAGCAGCAAGACAUGCAAAGAGGAAGAAAAGAAAAGGAAAAAAAGAAAACAGCCUUCAAACGUGCAUAAAAAAGGAACGAAACAAUGCUAUAUGCAUCUAUCAUCUGUCCAGAGUGAAGACGUUCUCGACUUUACAAGGAAACUUUGGGAAACUUACAGAACUUGUAUAGAAAGUGGCUUUCUCUACAGGGUGAGACAAAGGACCUUGCAGAAACUUAUAAACAUUGUGUUGAUAUCGACUUUGACAAUGUUCCUGAUGAUGCUGGGUUUCAUUUGACAUGCUACCAGCGAUUUAUUUGUGAAAGGCAUUUGAGUUUGGCCGAAAAGAAACAAGAACAUGAUGCAGCCACGGGUCAGUCAAACCCUUCAGGCAGCAUCGCCGAUGCAUCCACGUCCACGGCAUCUGAAACUCCACAAAGAAACUUCACUCGAGGUCAUAGGCUGUAUUGGGAUAAAGGAAAAAGUGCCUAGAAAGUGAAUUUCGUUCCACUAAGCUGGUGCUACUUGUUCAAUGCAUUUUUGCAUAGACCAUUCCAUUCUGGACUUUGGGUUAAAAUAUCUACUCAGACUAUCUGUCCGACUUUUGUCACCAGCCAGAAAUGUACAUAUAUGUGAGUAACCCAAAAAACAAUGAUAUGGUGCUGCUGUUUUUGCUUGUAGAAACUGCUAUGUUAAUUGAGGCAAGACAAAAUCUUUCUCAAAUGUCAUAAAUACAUCUACCUAACAUCUGAAACAGUUAUUGGUGUCUUAGUAUACGCAUAAGUGAAUUCAGAUUAUGAAAUGUAGCAAAUUUCUUGAAGAAAACGUCUCAACUCAAGUGAUUUGCACCCAGCACAAUGAGAUAUAUACAGUAAAUUUAGCUAAAAGCUUAUGUUUCAUACAUAAAAAUGACACAACGUACAGUGAUUCUGGCAAGAUUUUGUCUUGCCAGAAUCAACAUAGCAGUUUCUACAAGCAAAAACAGCAGCACCAUAUAAUAAGUUUUUUGGGUAACUCACAUAUAUGUACAUUUCUGGUUGGUGACAAAAGUCGGACAGACAGUCUGAGUAAAUAUUUUAACCCAAAGUCCAGAAGGGUAUCGUCUAUGCAAAAAUGCAUUGAACAAGUAGCACCAGCGUAGUUGAACGAAAUUCACUUUCUAUGCACUUUUUCCUUUGUCCCAAUACAGUUUAUUAUAAUAUUCAGUUGCGUGAGCCAAGUUCAUUUUAUAUGCCAACAUAAAUGAAACAAAGUGCCAGGCCAUGGAGCGUAAUGAGUCCUUUACGUACAGGUGGUUCCUAUUUUAAUGCCAUUAUUGGAAUUUAUGUUGUGAUCUGUGCGCACAACCCACCUUUGUCAUGUAGGGUUUAUGCAACUUUAUGCGAGUGUCUUUAUUUGUGGAAAAGGGUGUUUGUCUUACCAGUGGGUCCAACCUUACACACACCAAAUCCCUCUGUGCUUGUAUGAGAGGAUGCCCUCCGCAGCGUUUACAGCAACACUUGUUGAGGAGCUGCCUUCUGUCACCCUUGUGUGGCAAUACUGUCUUCAGACAUCUCUUGAUCUCUUUGACUACUGCGCAAAAAUUGUAAUACGUUUUGCCAGAUUAAAGGUGAGAAGAGGAGCUUAUGUGAUUGGUGAAAACAGGUCUCGGCUGUGUUAAACCUACUCCUAGGUUUAACACACUCCUCCCUCUCUACUACUUACCCUGCAGGGAGGAGCCGAGUUAGGGAGGGGGGAUACUUACGCUAGGCUGCGCUGCUCACCAAAGUACCAAAGUGUGCUUGGGAACUUCUUGACGGCGUGGCAGAUGACUGACUUACACCACGCCGCCGGUGAGGCACGAAAAUAGAGCCCAUAGACUCAGUGAAGUGCUCUUUUUCUCUGCAGGUACUCACUAGAGUGGCUCUCAGAGUCUGACAGCUGUUUUGAUAUCGACACUGUUGAAGGAACUAUUUCAACCAAUGACUACUUGGACAGAGAGACAGCUGUGCAGCACAAUAUCACUGCAGUGGCUACCAAAAUCAGUAAGUAUCCAACCUGUCAUGCAGACACCUCCAUCUGUUUUAUAAAGGAAAACAAUAUGUCUGUGAUGUGUUAGAUUGAUCAAAACCUGAAUCAAACUGUAAUGUUGUUGAGCUGCAGAAAUCCAGUGUGUCAGCAUUUCUCACCUUUAUAUGAACAACUUGAUCAUUACUAAAAAGAGCCUGUCCACAAGGGGACUCAAGCAACAACCGUUUAUAUUUGGAGAUAAAGCAGAAGCACGAAUGUUAAAAACUGCAGUUCCUUGAAGAUUGCCAAAUCCACUAGAGAGCCACUAGAAGCUGUCUGUCUCCAAUGGGGCUGGAAACCUUGUGCAUCCAUUCAAAAAAGCUAAUCUUUCAGCAGAAAAAAAGCAUGUUCUAAAGCAGAUGUUUCUAAAAGGAUGUACGGCUCAUUUCUCUACCAGCACACACUGUACAAGGAUGAGGUUUUAUUACUAUCGAUUAGUUUUGAAAAAAUGAGGUAAUGACUUUUGCAUAAUUUGGAGAAUGGCUUACUUGAGUGACAAACAGUCACACUGUGGCUGUUAGCAAGGGGGCUGAAGGCCUAUCUCAACACCAUUUCAAAGAACCGGUCAGGACCAAACUCUUCCAACUUGAUAGAAACCUGGGUGGAGUCAGCUAACCGAUAUUAUACCAUAGAUGAGCUUCAGAACUUCACUUUAGAAAACCAAUGAAUGAUGUCAGUGAGAUGACAUCCAUGAUUCAGCCUGACUUUGGGGUGCCUAGGUCUGACACGAUGCAAAAGAGAGGAAUAAGAGAAAAUCCACAGAAUGACAAUAGUGCCUCGGUACGUUUGAAGUUCAUGAUAGAACUUCAAUGAACUUCAAACAAUUCCAGUUGCCCUUUCACCGAAGAAUUAGAUUACCAUGUUCUCAAACCAGAACAAAUGAGGGCUUAUCUGCAGGUUUGUCAGAUUUUUGCACACAGUUCAUCACCAAUAAGAACCAAUAACCAGUUAUUUAUAUGUAUUUUAUAAAAGGUGAUAAUGAAGAAGUGCAGGAUAUUAGGAAUCACUGAGAAGGAAACAACAGUAGUGAAUAUUUAAGGUGGUGAAAAUCGAGAGUUUAUGAUGAUCCUGAUUUUGACUGAGUUUGGAAACCAAAGAUGAUGACAUGAACUUGCUUUAGAUAUAGUUUUUACUCCAGUAUGUUCAUUUUUAUCCAGAAACUAAAAUCAGUUGAUUUUGAUGUUUUGAUGCUUCAUUGAUACAGCAUGCAGCCUCGGUCAUCUUUUGCUGGAUUUAUCCACUGAGAAGUUCCACAGCCACACAUCUAUCUUGUCCCUCACACUAAAGCUAAGUAGCUAUGGUUUUAGUGGGAUGUGAUCAUAGUUAAAAAAAAAGCCUUAGGCUAAAGUUGUUUCACUUGGUCUACAUUGUUGAAGUUAUUCAUAUGUUGUGGACCUCAACUCUCUAUCUCUGCACACCACCGAUGUAUGAGUUUGUCAGUUUUUUUGCCUGAGGUAAGAGGCCUCAAUAGAUGAGCAGUAAAAGUGUGUCAGACAGGUCAAUUUCUGUAAAACCUGUAAACUCCAAUUUAUAAUCAGAAACUCUUACAAAAGUUUGUAACUGUAAGUGUUAAUUUCCUCCGCUUAAAAAACCUAUGGUAGUUUAGCUGAAACUUUGUAUUUCUCACUCAGGGAAACUUGGGUAGAGAAAGAAAUGGGCACAAGAUUUAAAUAAACCUUAAGUUUUAUCAGCUUUUUGAUGGAGCAUCCCCAGUGUAAAAAUAAUCCAUGAGAGAGAGGAACAUGUUGAAGUUUCAAGAGGUAGAAAUAUUAUUGAUAGAAUAUUUAUUAAUGGUAUCAAGAUAAUCUAAAGACAACUAUUUCGAUUUUUUUAAAAAAUUUUUUAAAAACUGCAUUUCCAGAAUAAACAUGACUUUAUUUCAUUAAAUGUUCAAUUGUCAUUCAGUUAUAUCUGUUUUCAUCUUAUAUCAAUGGAAAGCAAACACACAAACAAACUCUUUGAAUGCGCCUUACCGAACUAAACACAGAUACAGAUAACUUUUCAGUCAAAGACACAGAUAUAGAUAAUUCACACCUUUAGUUAAGGGAAUCAGAUUACACUUAAACACCUUACCUGUUUACAGUGUUUUACAGACUGACACUCAUAACUGCCAGUGGGGGGCUGAGAUUUAACUAUUUUAGGCCUUGAACAAAUAUCUUUCACAGGUGAGCUGGCUAGACUACCUAAAAUGCACCUGAGACCAACACCAAAAUCUGUCCCUCUGUCCCCUCUGUACAUUCAGAGAGAAGCUGCAGCCCUGGAAACUAAAAUAAGUCCAUUUGAGCCAGCAGCUGCUUACUUCAUCCAGACUGUGUAUACAGUCUGGUUCCCUCUGUGAGCUUCUUUAAUGAUGCAGAAGUCAGCCGGGCCACAGACCUGCCAGCCCUCCUCAUCUGAGAGAGAGAGACCACGGACAAACCCUCUCACUCUGUCACAGUCAGGCAGAGAGAAGUCACUAUGAGCGAGCUAAACUCAGAAUCUUCAACUUUAUUAAAAUGAUUAUCUGGAGAGAGUGUCUAAUGAAGUUGUAUGUCUACACACAGAGAAAACUGGUAUGACAUUGGUUUAUUAUCUGGCUCUAUCUAGUGGACAAAACUGGGGUAACAGGACAUUCAUUCAGGACAAGUAACAAAAUGUCUAAGAGUUCAGAAGCCCAUGUUUUGCAUAUCUGAAAGCAGCUGCAUGUUUAUUUUCUCUGACCUUCUUCUAUGUUUUAUACAGUUUUUUUUACUAUUAUUAUUUGAUCUUUUUAAUUAAUUAAUUAAUUAAUUGAUUAUUAUUUUUUAUUAGAUUUUUUGCUAAAAUGGGUCUAAAAGAUUUUGAAAGCAGAACAACUUCCUCCAGUCACCCCCCACCCCCACCCCAUCCCCUGACUUCUGUAUUAUUUAUUUAUUUAUUUAUUUUGAUCUCACACUGAUAGACGGUCAGUACUCUUUCACUGAGUUCAUUAUUUUAAAAAAGCGUUUCUCUGACUCUUGCAGACAACCCUCUGCUGUUUACCAAAGUGUCUGUGGCUGUCAGCGUCCUGGACGUGAAUGAGUAUCCACCUGAGCUGGCAGUUCCUCCAGAUACCUUUGUCUGUGAAAAGUCUCGGGUUGGACAGGUAAAUUCACCUGGAUCUUCUGUUAUAACUAAGAGUACAGUGGCAAAAUAGUAAGGAGCUGCACAGUCAAAUGUAAGCCAGAGUUUUGUUGUACAAGCUGUUAUGUGAAGAAUUGAACUAAAUGUUAAAAAGGUAGCCACAGCCUGAAUAUAUCAGCAGAUAUGUUUCUAUCUGAGCAGGUGAUUCAGACGGUCAGUGCUGUUGACAAGGACCUCCCUCCUGUGGGUCAGAGGUUCUUCUUCAAGUCCCCCAAGGAGCUCCGGAACAGAAACUUCACUAUUCGUGAUUUUGGAAGUAAGUAAGGGUGAGGUUACAAGGGAAGAGGGAAAGAGGGAGCUGGCUACACACAAAUCCCAGAAAAAUGAAAAAUGUUUGAAUGUUUGUUUAGUAGAUACUGCAGCUAUUAAAGCGUAUUCAACACUUUUCAUCACUUUUGACAUCAACCACAUUUUGAUUAUCCCUGUAUUUGAGUACAACCAGAUCACAUGCAAAAACACCAAUCUUGACAAUCAUAAAAAUGAUUGGUCAGUGUGUCUCUGAAUUACCCUCAAUGCUCUGUUGGGCUGCAGGAAAAAAAAAAAAGUCAACAUUGACAUCUUAAAUAAGGCCACAAGCAGCAAUUCACCGGCCCUCUGGCUUUUGUGUAAGUUCGGGCGAGCUACAACCUUAAGAUAUGAAACAGAACAUCUGUUUUGCAGCAGCAGUGACCAUCUAGUCUUGGUUUUGGUCCUCGUCCCUAUAGUACCGAGAUUUCUCCAGAUUCUCUGAAUCCUUUAAUGAUAUUAUGUUCUGUAGAUGAUGAAAUUCUUUCAUAUUUGACUCUCAGGAACAUACAAACAAAAUCAACCUUAAAAGUUGGAGAUGGUCCUCCAAUAUUUGUACCUUUACAGUCAGUAUUAAGUUGAUGGAGUCAGACACAGGCCUGCAGCCAACCAGGGGAAACAGAGCAUAUGUGUGUGUGCUUUUGAGCAUGUGUACGUGUGUGUGAAUCUCUUUUUAUUCCCACAGUGUACAUGCGUUAAGAUUUAGUUCUGUCUUAGACAUCUCAGACCAUAACUUCCUUCUGUCUUUGUACACAGAUAACACAGCUGGCAUUGUGACCAGGCGUUCAGCCUUCCAGCGCCACCUGCUGGAUGUUUACACUCUCCCCAUUGUGGUUGAAGACAGUGGUUACCCUGCUCAGAGUAGCACAUCCACCCUCACUAUUCGGGUGUGUUCAUGUGGGGCAGGGGGCUCACUGCUCACAUGUUCAGCUGAAGCCAUCUUCCUGCCUGUGGGCCUCAGCACUGGAGCUCUGAUGGCCAUUCUGCUGUGUGUGUCUCUGCUGCUGGGUAAGCUCCUGUCUGCAGGAAAAACUGUUUGAAAAAGACACCAGAGUACAGCAUGAAACAUUUGUAGAGUCUACACAGUCUGACCAAAAAGGUAGCACUUAGCGGGUGUUUGAACUUUGCUGUGUGCAGGAACAGGCAGCUUAAAAAAAACACAGCAGGUUCAGAAUAUAGUCUAAUGACAGGAUGAUGGAGUCAACAAAUGGUGUAGAAAAAAAGCUCAAACAAGGUCUUUAUAUCUGAAAAGGAAAAUGAGGCAAGUCUGACAUUUGGAGAAGUUUCUCAAUUGUUUGUGACAAAGAUGGAAACAAACUGGACCUUUUAUUUGUGACAAAUGUGAAAAAAUACUAGUCUACAACAGACACAGAUCCGGCACCUCUGGGUUGAGGUGACACACCAGAGGCCUGUUCUACGAAGCAGGAUUACUGCUUAGCGAGGUAACUUCGAGGAUAAGUUUGGGGUUUCCUGUUCUACGACGCGGGUACACUUCUUAGCGAGGCGAGUCUCCAUAGCAAUAUACGCUGAACGGCUAACCUGCUCCGGGGCAGGUUAAGUUCCAGACUGAACUCACCGAGUAUAAAAACCCCGCCCACUGACCAAUGAGCUCUCUCGAAAAAUGGCUUGUCCGUUCUUGGAGGAUCCUGUACACCUCGGUGGUCACAUUGUCCGAGGAGCACUCCGGCUCGCGCGAGUUUUCAGGGAGAGUUUUCUCCGGAUGACCACCUUUAUGAAAGGCUAAUAUGGCCGACAUAUUACACAAAACAUGUAAACACGAUAGGAAUGAACAAAUGAAUGAUUCAUCUUGGGAAUGAAUGGGCAUGGGCUGCGCGAUCACAGACAACAUCUCGGUACUAUUUACUAGCAGCGCACGCCCCUUAUAAUAACCCUGUAAAUACUGUUGUUCAGGACUGCUUACUUGUGCUUCCUACCCACUGUAACAACCGUUGUUCUUGCCCACAUGCAACAUUUUUAUUCUCAUUCAUGAAACGCUUAAAUCAGGGACAUUUUCGGGGACAGCGUUAGCCGGGGACAGAUCAUCCAAUUCGGGGACUGUCACCUUAGUUAAAAGCGCAUGUUGAACAGUGCUAUUUCAGGGUGAUAAUGGCAUCAAAGAUUACUUUUCUGCCAGUCUUCCCUCCGUGAUUUUGCAGCGGCGACGGUGUUGCUUUUGAGGUUUGUGAUAGCUUUCAAUUCUUCAUACUUUCUCAUGAUCGUCUCCUGUUCCUGGUUUGUAAAGUCUGCGGUCCUUCACUCUCCUGCCUGCUCUGAUGCUCCAGACUGAUCCAUGUUCGCGAAUGGUCAGAUGCGGCGGGCUCCGCCUUAUAUGUGUGCACGCGCUCAUAGCAGAGCUGGAUCCACUUAUGAGGUUGAUAACCAGCGUCGUAAAACCGUUCAGCGAGACCGCUGGCUACCGCACUAAGUUGAGCGAGGUAGCUCCAAGGCUACCUCGCUAGGUUGAACCUGCUUCGUAGAACAGGCCCCUGCUCUGCCCUCCCUGGUCAAAGUAAGCUGCUUCUCCUUACACAAAAAACAAGAAACUACUGAAAAAAGUGUACUCUCCAGACACAUGACUGUAUGACUUAAUUGCCGGGUCAGUGUUUGACAUAGUGCAACACUUCAUAUGUUGUCGCUAAAUUUGAUGUAAAAGACGUUUUACCCCAUCCAACUAGUGUAUUCAGACAUGUCGAGGGGAAAGCACAAGCACUGCGGGUGUCAGCAGCACCAGUCAUCGAAACAUAUGGACGUGCCAUCACAACUAAUAUAUGGACAGGGAAUUACCAGAAAAAUCCAUUCAUAUCCGGAACCAUCCAUUAUACAAACAACAACUUUGACCUCAUUUCCAGGGUAUUAUUCACUGCUCCCUUUCGAGAGUGAUGUAUCAAAAAUUCUUUAGUUUGAAGCCCAAGAACAAAACUGGAGGAAUUUUUAGUUCACAGAUAUAACAUUUAUGUAGGUCACUGGUAAAGUAAGUGUUCUGAUUAAAUGAAAAUAUCCACUAGGUUGAAUUAGUUAAGUGAAAAAGUAGAAAUCUGAAUCUGAGGUGAACAGACAGUGAGUUUAAUGAGUUCAGUGGAAAAGUACAAAUCUAAAGUGAAUGAAGUAAAAGAGAAUUAUAAAAAUCAAAAUAUAUGCAAUAAGGUGUAUAGUUCCCUUAAUACAGAAUAUUCAGGGUUAAAGUAGUGUCUCUGUGUUUACCACUAGAGGGCAGCAGCAGCCUGUGAGGGAUCUCUUAUUAUCACCAGGGGGUGGUAAAGUACUCUCAGAGGCUGACUCUUCUUUCACUCCUCUUACACUCCAUCAUCUAAUUUCAUUUCUCUUACAGAGGAUUAUGGUUACAUAACCACCUGUCCACUACAGAGUGAACACACAGAAGUAGUGUGAACAGCUCUCACAGUGUCUAUUAGCGGGUGUGUGUUCAUGAGUGUGUGACUGAUCACAAGUCAGAGGAGAAUCACAGUCUCUUCAGGGCAAUGUCCCUUCUUUAUUCUCUUAGUCUCCUUUUCUUGUCCUCUGUGGAGGGAGAGGACUUCUAAAAGGGAGCAUACUGUGAGAAAAUAAGAGGACAGACUAAUAGCUUUACACAAAACACUGAGUGUGUCUUCAUGGCUGAGGGAAAGACACAGCUCCUUAUAGAUGUCAGGAUGGUGAUCAGCUGUACAGAGAGACAGAGCUUAAGGACAGGUCUGAACUGUCCCUGGUCUUCUUCAGAAUAUUUGAGUCCUGGGAGACAAACUCCAGUAUUUUUUAAACUCACACCUUAGCUCUAGACUUAUUAUAGAGGACCUAAAAGUGCAAUUGGUUUUGAAAUCAUUUCACCAGACUGCUCCAUUAUGCACUUAAAACAGCUGUGAAACAUCGGUCCAAUAGUCCCUCUUGCACAUGCUGUUGUUUUCAUUGAAUGGUUAAAUGUUUGAAAGAAAGAAAGACAGAAAGAAAGAAAGAAAGAAAGAAAGAAAGAAAGAAAGAAAGAAAAAGAAAGGCGGGGGGGUCGAGAGAGAGAGAGAGAGAGAGAGAAAGUACACCUUUAUUUGGCUGUAUUGAAAUUACCUGAAUCACAUGGUCCUAAUAUGGUUACUAAAUUAGACAAGUCCAACUACUUGUUGCUAGUUAAGCGGCACACAGCCUGGGUGCUAAGUGAGGUACAGGACACAAAAAGGUCCCUCGAUUACUCAAAGGUGUGUUGUUGGCAUAACAUGAAUCAAAGCAAUCAUUAAAUCUAAUCUUAUUUCCUUCAAAACAAUUCAGCUAAAAGGAUAAGGGACUAUCUGAAUUACCUUGUAUGUUCGUUUUCUUGUAAGACAAAGCAACCUUUCAUAAUAAGACUUGUUGACCUCUAUGGAUCACCUUUUAGAUGUGUGCCAAACAAAGAAACAAAUGAAGAUUCCACAUUUUCUCAGAAUGUUAAAAAAAACCUCAAUGUAUCCACACACCUGGCAAAAGAACUGUGUUUCUUGGGCUGAUACACUGAUGAAAAAAAUCUAAAAAAAACUCAAUGUUGGCAAAUCUGAGUUAGGACGUAAGACAAGGUUUUUGUUCGUCUAAAGCACAAACACUUUUUGCAUCUCCAGAUAGCAGCCCAUAUGUUCACCUGACCACACCUGAUCUCAGAACACAGGGCACUAAUGCAAACCAAACUUCUUAGGUUUAAACAAUUGCUGGGAGUAAAAAAUGUUAACUGUCUUGAGUGGUUAGUAACAUUAACAGUAGUGCUAUAUACCAAAUCUUUUGCGUUGGGUGUAUGAUUGGACCCUAACAAGUCAAAGAGUAAGGGCUUGAUUUAAAUUAAAGAUAUUAAUGUUUUGAAAAAAUGUGCUCUUGUUAAAGGCCUGGUGAACAUUUUUUCACAUGCCAUCAAAAUAUAUUUUUCACUUUUUUAAAAAGUUCAUUUCAUCAUCUGCCUGUUAGCUUUUUAUCUUCAAGUGGGACUCAAUCAAUAUAUUCAUCAGGGAAGGUUUGGCUUAAGACUCCCUGAAGUGAUUUUUGGAUAACCUUUGCAUUUGACUUUUGCUAAUUCUCUUUUUGGGUAAAAUAUAACAGAUUAUGAGAAAUCCCCAGAGCCUAAAUAUUUGUUUCAUCUGAGUCCUGACAAAAUUCGUUCCCUGGAAACUAAUUUAAUCAUCAACUAAUUUAGACGAAUCAGACAUGAUCACCAUGUCCAGAAGGCUGGGAUUUAUGGAAAGCUGCAGCAUCUUGUAAGUACAGUCUAGCAUUAACCAAAGACACAACAGAGAGGUAUAUACAGCUGAAAAGCCAGUUACAACAAAGCUGUUAAAACGGGGACAAAAAGUGAGAAAAAAAGUCAUUUAAGAGGUAUUAUAAAGGAUGAGUGACUCCUGAGUUAAGAAGAUAAAGCACAGCUGCUCUGAGCAUGAGGGCCGAUUAUUUCACCUGUUUCUUUCUCAGGGUUUGAUACAGUUAGAAAUCAGUUCUUCCAAUCUUUCAGAAGCUAAGAUCUCCAAUCUUUCAGGUCCAACUCUGCUAGAGAAGGAGCAGAGCAUUUAAACCAGUCCCAAAGUUAUCAGGAGGAUAACUUACGUCUCUUACUGUUUCUGAGGGCUCUAUUUUCGUGCCUCGCCAGAGACGUGCCGCAGCGGAAGUAAGGUCCGCUGCACCGACAAGGCGUUCCCAAGCACAAUUUGGUAUUUUGGUGAGCAGCGUUUGUGUGUCCAAACGUGUGCCAAACGCGCUCACCAGAUCAGAUUUAGAUCAGAAUAUAUCUAUAUAGAUCUAAAUGUAUGUGCUGACUUGGAUUAUUAGUUGUUGAUGAUUAUUUAUUGCACUGAAAUGUGCCUGACACUGCGGAAACCUGCCGGUGAGGCAUCAGUGACGUAUGCCGAUACGCCGCCGGUCUACCAAAAUACCAGUAGACCAGCUGCGCUCCGCCUACGCUGAAAGCUGACCAGGCUUGAAUCGGCAAGCUUUCAGCGCACUUUAUACGCCACGGUCGAGCACGAAAAUGUCACUGCACCAGCUGAUUCUGUCGACACCUCCCUCUGCCACACCACUACGCCCUGCUUGGCGGACCUCGGUGCGCCUCACUGGCGGACAUGAAAAUAGAGCCCUGAGUCUUAGUUAAAAGUGCUGCAGCUUUUUUGGCAACAGCUUGUCGGAGUAUCAAUAAUCUGGGAGGGAAUAAGUGAGGCGCGCACAACCUUUCCCAGGUCUGCAGAGAAGCUGGAGGAAACAUGACUAAACUCUUACCUGUUCUUCACAGCCAAAGUGUGAUUCAUAACUCGUACCUGCUAUUCACAGGUAAGAUGUGAUUCAUACUUCUGCUCAUAAUCAACAAGUUUCAAGAUAUCCUGAAGGAUUCUGAGUGUCUUAUAAAUAUGUUGACUCUUUUUCAACUCUCCCUCCUAUUAACUCCAGUCAACAUUUAGCUUAAAGUAAGAGUUAAGUCACUUUAUAAAUCCUCAAAGGGUAAUUCACAGUUUACACUGUACUGUUAUACAUGCUGCAUAAACAUACACACACACACACACACACACACACACACACACACACACACACACACACACACACACUGAAUUGCAUGCAGAUUCAGGAUUCCCAUGGAUAUGUGCUAAUGACAGAGACAUGUCACAGUGCUGGCCUUGCUACCCUCAUUGCAGCACUGUUGUGAGCUAUUGGGGGUGGUUCAGUGCUUUGCCCAAGGGCACUUAGUCAGUGCUCAAGAGGGUACCUGGCACCUCUCCAGCUACCAGGCCAAAGUCCAGAUAUGGCCCUGUAAAACUGUCUCAGAAAGAAUGAACAUAUUGACAGUCAUGCCACUGAGACGGAGUAGAGAGCUAGCCAUGAAGCUACUGCUGCUCAAACCUUCAACACUGUUACAUAUUUAAAAAAAAACAUUUCAAAAAAACAAAGUGAAAAGUACGGAAAACCAGUGCCAAUGAAAACCUGCCACCGUAAAACAAAACUUAACAAACACUUGCGUUAGACUGAAUUACUACCAUUACCGCUUGCUUACAUAUUACCACUGCUGACCGAGAAAAAUCAUCAAAUACUGCAUUAAGCAAUUGAACGUACUGUUGAUUAAUGCAGUUAUUAGCUGAUGUGAAUAAAAUGAGUCAGAACUGUCUUCACCAAGCUGUAAGUUUGCAAACGGGUUUCUACAACUCUGUGCUUUGCUCAGUCUGUCUUUCAACAAGCAUGCGCAUAGUGUGUUCGGGCCAAACAUGUCUGAGCAGGUCGGCCUUGUAAUCAGCUUUGAACAUACACUGACUUUUAAGUUGCGCUAACUGAAUACACCUCUAUGUCAAAUUUAGGCAGAAAUAUCUGUUGAAAAUUCAUGUAUUAUUGAGUUAAGACCAUUUUAUUUUAUUUCAUUGAGACCAACUUAUUAAAUUGACUCGUUAUAAUGCAUACACAUUACAUUUUUUUUCAUGUAGAAAAGAAAUCUCUAGAUUUUGAGCUGUACUUACCAACCCCAUGAAUCAUUUUUUAGUGUGCAGUGAAAAAACAGCAGAGGUUCCUUUUUUUAUUUUUUUUCAUUUUUUUAACAUUUAUGGAGCACAUGAGUACAAAGUGUCUGUAUUCAUAAUUAUGUUAUAAAAGGCCUAUGUACCUAUGUAUUUGGUUAUGAGUUCUGACCAAGUCCAUAGGUCAACUUAGAGUUGGAACAGGGUUCAAGUCUAUCAGCAGCCUGUUUCUUAAUGUUGUUAUUGAAAUAGAUGUGCUGAACACUUCUGCACAGUCUGCUGAUUGUCACCUUAUCUUCUUGAUCAGUUCACUUUGUAACACAAUGACAGUCAUGUAUUUAUCCCUGUAUAAAAGAAAAGAAAAGAAAAGGAUCUAAGGCAUUUUUUUUAUGGUGACACUUUUGAGACCCAUCCUACUUUAAUGAAAAAUCAAAAAUAGGUCCCAGCAUGAAUUAAACAGCUUUUCAGUAAAUCACUGUUUUCUAAUGAAUCACAGUUAUCAAAGUCUGUUGGUUUUUAUUGUAUCUGCAGCUCCUCAGUACGUACAUAGUUGAUGACCUGUAUGCGCCUACUAUGGUUUUAUUUCUUACUGCAGUUGAGUUAGGAAGGUGCCACCUGCUUUUUUCCUCUGUUGAAUAAAAUCCACAAUUAUACCUCUUCUUUGCAGACAGCACACCGCAGUGUUGGAUUGUGCUGCUCUUGUAUUGAGCAGUAAAUUUGAUUUUAGUUUCCUUUUCAUAUUGUCCCUUCUGUUCACAUUUCUGGGACCUUUUUACAAUAAAAGGCAAAGGGUGCUCGUAACAGGAGCAUGACUUUUAUUGAUGUCCUCUCAUAUGAUUUCCACUGACCUGCUAAAACAUCUUUGUUAGAAUUUCUGGGACAUGGUUUUUCUUUUCUACACACACCAGUUGUAUUUCACUGUUAGUUUUUCUCUCCUCCCCAAGCAGGCAGAUCACAGAAAAGCCCUGAUGCAGACACAAGAAGGUUUUCUGUUAAUUCUCCCAAAGAGCUGAACAAGCUGAAACAUCAUAUAGCCCUGUAGGUUGUGCAGCCCCCAUUAACCCAGCCUUCCAUCACACUAUGACCUUGUUUGGUUUCUAUAGCACAAAGCCUGAGGGAAAGCUGUUUUGUUUGCGUCGCUGUGCUCUGAUCCGUGGUUUAUAAAGGAGAGGAGCGAGAGGAGGAGCAGUUUCUAAUCAGACCACUCAACUUCGUGAGGGUCUACAGUGAACAACUUAUACCGAGGGAGGGGAUGUAGUCGUUGAUUACUGACCCUUUGAAUGCUUUCUCAAUUAGCUGAACAAUAAGGUGCAGGCAUGCUGCUAGUAAAUGUAUGUCCCAAAUUCAUGCAAUAGGGGGCCUUUUUGCAAAGUGUUGUGGCAUACAGUAGCCUAUGCAUGACAUUGUUAUUUUCAACCUAGUGCACUCCUCAGUUUUAUCCCCACACUAAGUAAGCAGCACAUAAACUUAAGCCCAUAAUAGCACCCAAGGUGUGAGUUUGUCUUCAAAUGAGAUUUGGUCAGACCCUAAGGCAGGGUUCUGCCAGCUUUAUGCAUCAGCCCAGUCCUCUGAUCACUCAAGGCCUUUUAACCUUACAUGUUCCAUACAUGCACUUAUUUACUUUGCAAUGUGCUUUUAAUUGUGUGUUUGAGGCUAUUUGAAGCUAUUUAUUUAUAUGUUGUAAACGCAGCAAAUAUGAGACUACCCAGCUGACUUGUCACAAGGCUUUCUCUUAGCAUGGUUUCACAGAGUAGUUACAUUUUUGGGGGGUUGCAUGUCAGGGUUCAUACGUAGGCUUCUGCAUAGGUACAGGCAGUUGUCGAGUUGUGAAAAAAAAAAGCAGGGGUUAUGGUAGAUUUUAUUCAUUGGGACAGAUAUUUUUUUCUGAUGACAGUGCACAUGGAGGGAAACAAACUGUGUACCCAUUUUAUUGUUGCUAAAGCACAAAAUAAUUAUUAUUUUACAUUAUCCCUCAGAACAAGCUGUCCAUGUCACUUGGCCAUAAUACUGAAAUGGCAACAGCAUCACUAGCGCUGCUUUGCCACUUACUGACGUCAUUAAAAAGAAAAAAAAAAAAGGUGUCAUCUUCACACGUGCAUUCUCAUCCAGAGUAUUUUACUAGAUAUUUGCAAAGCCCCCUGUUGCUGGGUUCUCACUCAAACAAUCAAAAUAUAAUGUAUAAUAUACUGUACCAUACAGGGUGACCUCAUAUGUUUAAAACAGGGGAUGGAGUCAGGCUUUAGUCAGCAGUUGAAUAAAACAAGCACAUUUAGAGUGACUCCUCUCAGCCAGCCUGUAGUGUUGUGUAUUACCGGCAUUGUGUGAGUGUGUUGACACGUGAGUGCAGUGCAGUGCAUCUCAGGGCUCUUGUACGCCGGUGAGGUGGCGGAGGGUGGCGGACCCCGCGCAGUUGUACUUUCGUCUGGCAGAGCCCGGCGUACAGCCAGUUUGGUAUUUUCGUGGACUGAGUUGCACGGAGGCAAUCCACCAAGCUGAGCGUGGUGGUGUGGCAGGGGGAGGUGUCGACAGAAUCAGCGGGCGCAGUGACAUUUUCUUGCUCGCCAGUGGCGUGUAAAGUGCGCUGAAAGCUUGCCGAUUCAAACCUGGUCAGCUUUCAGUGCAGGCGGAGCGCAGCUGUCCAGUGGUAUUUUGGUAGACCGGCGGCGUAUCAGCAUACGUCACCGAUGCCUCACCGGCAGGUUUCCACAGUGUCAGGCACAUUUCAGUGCAAUAAAUAAUCAUCAGCAACUAUUAAUCUGAGUCAGCACAUACAUCUAGAUCUAUAUAGAUAUAUUCUGAUCUAUAUCUGAUCUUAUGAGCGUGUUUGGCACACAUUUGGACACACAACCUGACCAAAUCAACACAGCUGAAACUGCAUUAAAUUAAAAUAAAUAUCAAGUAAAUAAGCACACAUGAUGAAGUUAACAAGAUAUGUAAUUCGUCUCCCUCCUUUUCUUUCUUCCUCUUCCACUUAUUUCUCGCGCAGCUUGACCUGGACAUGUCUCCGUGUCCUCUCUCUGUCCUGCUGCAGCGGCUGAACAGAUGAUUUGUUUCAGUGAUCAGAUGGGUUUAUUUACUCUACACCUACAUACGAAUAUUAUAAUAUUCAGUUUUGUGAGCCAAAUUUAUUUCAUAUGCCAACAUCUAUGACAGAAAGAGCCAGGCCACAGAGCGCGAUGGGUCAUUACGCACAGAUGGUUCCGCUUUUAAUGCCAUUUUUGUAGUUUAUGUUGUGAUCUGUGCGCUCAACCCACCUUUGUCACGUGAGGUUUGAAUAUGUGCAACUUUAUGUCAGUGUCUUUAUUUAUGGAAAAGGGUGUUUGUCUUACCAGUGGGUCCAACAUUACACACACCAAAUCCAUCUGUGCUUAUAUGAAUGAGUUUGGAGGACGCCCAAUGCAACGCUUACAGCGACACUUGUUGAGGAGCUGCCUUCUGUCGCCAUUGUGUGGCAUUACUGUCUUCAGACAUCUUAUGAUCUCUCUGACUACUUCACGAAAAUAGUAAUAUGCCUUGUUGGUGACAGAUUUAAAGGCAAGGAGAGGAGCUUAUGUGAUUGGUGAAAACAGGUCUCGGCUGUGUUAAACCCACUCCAUGCCGGGCUGCGCCGCUCACCAAAAUACCAAAUUGUGCUUGGGAACGCCUUGUCGGCACGGCAGACCUGACUUACGCCGCGCCUGCGGCAUGUCUCCGGCGAGGCACAAAAAUAGAGCCCUCUGUGUUUAGUUUCAGUCAGUGUUUAUCCUCACAUUCAGAUUCCAGCUAAGCAAAUUAGGUUCAGUCUGACCUGGGAGCAAGUAGUCAUCCUGUGUGCCUUUACCCUAUGAUGCAUCAAUUCUUCUGUUUCUGUACAAACACAAACAAACAAACACACUAAAUCAAGUUAUUUUCAUUUCUAAACUUGUGAACCUGUCUCUGUACAGUGUUUAAAGUCUUAAGAAAAAAGAGAUCCAGGAUUUUGAACACCUGUCUUACCUCCUGUAGACACACCUGUCCAAUGCAAGCCUUAUUCGUUGGGUAGUUUUUGGUUUGUGCAGCCCUGUAAGUGUUAUGACUGUCAGUUUUGAGCCCUCACAUUUUUCAAUUUUCGUCAAAGUCAAAAACAUUUUUUUUAUUUAAAAGAUUUAGAUCUGGGACAACAGAUAUGAUCCUACUGUGGCUGCUUUCAACUAUGGCUAACAUGCUCAAGUGCACCUUAGUACAAAAACAACUAUGAAUAAAAUAUUCUGAGCCAAAUUAAAUAUGAUUUAUCAUGCAGUUUAUGCUGUUGCAGGAUUUUAAUCAUAUUAUGUCACAGUAAAGUUUGAUGUAUAAAGGAGACCAUCACUUCUAAUCGAGUCAUAUACCUUUUCUGGACUUGUAUAUUACUUUGAAUUACUUAAAGUUAUGACAAUAAUAAGCUGACAUUGAUAAAUUUAUAUUAUUUUGCACUACUGACAUGAAUCUUAAAAGCAGCUAGUGGUAAAGCUGAGGAUGUUAUCUAAAUUUAGUAGUAUUUUGUUACUUAUGCAACAAUUUAGGCUUUGUGUGUGGGUGUGUCCUUCUGUCUCACUCAACAAAAUUUGCAAGAUCAUCAGGAGUAUUCAAAAUGUACCCGUGGUUGUUUUAUUUCUAUCAUGGCUUAGAGAAAAAAAAGUGUCUGUAGCACCUCUUUAGUCACUUAAAUAUCUAGCCUCUCUGGUGGUAUAAUAAAAUCAAAAUGGGUUACCACAAGUACAGACCUUCAAAUAAGUCUCUUACAGAUCCCAAGUUGUGUGUUUAAACACAGUUAUACCUGGUUAUCCCAAACUAUGGUGGUUAUAUCAUGGUCACAAUGAAGACUUAAGCAUUUUCAGAGCGUGUACAAUCUGUAAAGUCUCCAAAAUUUAAAGGCAGGUUUGACCUUCGUGUCCCUAGCUGAUUAUAUCUACAUGAAAAUUGUUUCCUGUAGCCACAGUACCAGUUCGAGCCAAUAGGAAAUCGCAUGCUUUACUCUUAUGUACUCGGGGUUUCAUUGAAGGACAUGUCUCUGGUUAGGGCCAUCUUGCCAUGAAACAUAAGUUCUUGUAACCCCUCUGUACAAAAUUCCAUCUGCUCGAGAUUUCAAAUAUGAAAUCAAGAGCCAUCCCUGAAUACAUCUAUAUACUAAGUUUUUACCCAUAGUACUCAGAGCGCCACCUUCUGGAAAAGAGAAACUCUGGCAUUAUUACACUGGUUUGAUAAUGGUCCCAGUCUAAUUGCCCCAACUUCGAGUUAGAUGCCAUGUGAGGAUCCUUUUAAUAAAAUGGUGAAACGGUAAAUGGACUGUGGGAUCCCUUUAGUAGAGUAUAGUCACGUGAUCCUGGUGUGAGAAACACACACAUAUAAAUAUUUGAUCUUUUUGUGUCUUGCAGUCGUAGCAGCUCUGUACAUGGGCCAGAGGCGGCACAAGGAGAAAGAGACUCUGAUGACAUCUAAAGAGGAUAUCCGUGAUAAUGUCAUCCACUAUGACGACGAGGGCGGAGGUGAGGCGGAUACUCGUGCUUUUGACAUGGGCACCCUGCGCAACACACACCCACAUCGCAGCAGCACCCUCAGCACCUCACCCCAGAGGGAGAAAAACGGCUACGGAGACGGCGUCCUGUUGCAUCUCAGCUCUCGUUCAGACAACGUCAGGACACCUGAUAUACACUGCCAAACAGCCAGCAUCAUCGCUGCCGUGAACAAAUCUGCAACCCUUACUUCUUGUGGCAGAGUGACUGAGGGCGACGCAGAGAAGAUCAGGGAGUUCAUUGAGCAGCGGCUGAAGGAGAGUCAGCAGGGUUACGCAGCCCCGCCCUACGACUCUCUGGCUACUUAUGCCUAUGAGGGCAAUGGCUCACUAGCCGGCUCACUCAGCUCCAUCGAGGAGUCGUGGGUCAUUGAUGAUACAGGGGACUUCAGCUCUCUCGGAAACUGGGGACAGCCGUUUCAAACUUUGGCCAACAUCCUGGACAAACAAGCAUUUGAUGAUGCUGAAGAGAGCUGAGAGGAAGCUGGAGUGCACAGGGUGGAUAUGUUGGAAUUACCCCCCUUUUUUAGACUCUCUUUUUUUACUGUGACAGGCACUUGAAAGAGUGAUGUGAAGACAGUUUAGAAAUGUGUCCGUAUGAAGUAGAGGUGUGGACAUUUAGCUGG